CUGAAACAGAAACACACUGGACCUGUUCACUGGCAAGUCGGUGUUUGGUGUGUUUUCCCGACCACUUUAUUCCAUAUAGCUAGCAAGAAGAGAAGGAUAUGAUUCCUUUCACUCCUACUCCUACUCGCAAUAUGGUAUCGCCCGAAUCUAUAAAAAGUCCAGCUCAGAACAGCAGUCCCUCUAAGUUGUCCAAGUAACUGAAGAGUAAAGGUAUAAGCUUGUUUUCAAUAAGGGAAACGGUUUAACAAAGAGAGUUUUUUUUUAUAUAAUUACUUUAAUUUUCCUCUUGAUCACUUUGUCUCUCACAAACUUGUUUCACAAGUUCCAGGAUUUCUUUGUAUUUGUUUAUUUCUUCCUGGGGACUGACUAGCUACAGGUAAUUUGAUGUGUUGGUCUGGCAAAUCUUGGGACUUUUAACAGAUUGCAACUUUGCACAUACAGACUGGGUGUCUGGUGACAUGUGGGCACUAUGCAGUUUAUACAGGUUUUGUGGCUCAUGGACUCCCCCUCUCUAGUUAGGAUGUUAAACUAUCUAAAAUGUAUUCCACCAGCCUUCUCUCUACUUUUUGCAAUCACUUUGUUAAUGUAUAUGUGCACUCUUUGUGUAUAUGUAUUUACAUGUCGUUCACUGUAUUACUCUGUGCUUGUGUGUGUAUGUAUAUUUAUCUGCUAAAAAUACAAAUCCUGUUGUCUUCAAAUAGACAUUUGUGUGUUUGUAUAUGUCAUUGUGGUGAAUGUAAUAUGUCUACAUUUGUGUCAUAUCCCAUAAAGUAUAUGUAUCUAUAGUUUCAUAAUUAAAUUGGUUUAUAUAAAUUACCAUUUUGUAUGUUUUUGAUUGUUUAUACAUUACCAUUAUUGCUUAAAUUUUUUUUGUGUAUAUACAUUAUAUGUUUAAAUUAUCAUUGUUUGCACGUGUGUACAUGUCUUUACAUACAGAUAUUUUAUUUAAUAUAGUGUUCUGCUGCACACAGACUUUCAGUAUACUGUUGAAUUAUAGUGAUAUUGCUAUACAGGCUUGCAUACUUUUCCAUAUAGAUUUAUGUCAUAUGGACCAUUCAACCAGGUGGUCUGCAGACCUAUAUUCCAGUCAACAUAUUUUUUAAUUUUAUUUUUUUAAUUUGUAAAAAAAAAAAUUUUUUAUAAAGCAUCUGGUUUGGCAGCCAUUUUUGUUUUAUCAGAUUAGAAAAGUUACCAUUGAUCCACUGCACCCAUGUACAAUCUUCAGCUAGACAGUGCUUGCUAAGGGCUGGGACAAGGUUACUUCCUGGGAAUUAUUCACAAAGUCUAAAGUUUCUCUUUAUCGUAACUCAACUCCCAAGGCAGCUGCUUUCAUGGUCUGUUCUUCUAAGCAUAAAAAAAAAUUCCAAAUUAGUUUUGGGCACCACACCUAUUACCAAGCAAAAAUAUUUACUGCAACAUUAUAUGGCUUUCACAAAUUGCUGAUUAUGAUGUAUGUAGAGCAAAAAUGAGAUCUUAGCUUUUUAUAUUUUUUCUUCUUCUCCCCCUUAGACACAGAGUAUAGUGUAAACAGCAAUACACUUUCAGUGAACAAUGAACAUGUGUUUUUAGCCAAGUACAGUUGGAGCCAAUCCAGUUCUAUUCAUAUCUUCAUGUAGAUUGUUUGCGUUGAAGGCGAGUUAAGAAAUAAUUUGAGAUUUCAGGUGAAUUCCUAGUUUUAGAAGGAUUCAGAUUAGGAAUGCCAAAAAUACCGAAUAAAAAUAAUGGUAAAUCAGGUGUAACUCCAUAUCUGUUGCUUGUUUAUGUCUUUACUUUUUGCAUACAUGUACAUUCAACUGUUUAACGUUUUAUAAUGGGACGGUAUUAAAAUGGUAACAAUUUGAAAUUUCAUUGAAAGGCCCGUUUUCUCCACAGACUGAUUUUGUUAAAAUAGUGCAGCCUAACACCUAUUCUAAUUUUUGUCAAAUAUGCACAAAUGUGUCACAGCAGACACCUGUCACUAUAACUUUAACCAUUCUGUACUGGCUUAAAUUCCUAGACCAUUAUUGGCCCAAAUAACUUUUUUACUACUUCUUGAUGUUGCACUGAAAGGGCUGAAUCCAUCAAUUCAGUGUCUGUAACUAACAUUUGUACUAACUCCCUGUCAUGACUGGCUGUAUAAGUUAGACUUCUGUAGGCCUUUUGUUGUAUGUGUAUUGUCUGGCUUUUUGUUUUGUUCUGUAAGUUCCACUGUAUAAACUUCAUUGGUGAGAGCUCUGCAACAUACGAAUCCCUUAGCUGCGUUAAAAAUUAUUUUCUGUCACAAAUUAUUUGGUAAAUAAAAUUAAAAUAUCCGCUGAGCAAAAAUUAUUUUUGUAUCUUUAACAUUAGAACUGGAAACUUUUUUUCAUAAGUUUUAGAACGUUUUACUGAAAAGGUUUUUUACGAAAUAAGGAAAUCAGAGUAAAUUUUAGGUGAAUUUUACAUUCUAGGCCAAAUAGACAAAAUGGAAACAUUGCUAACUCAAGUCAACAAUUUUGGCCUAAGAUUUGAAGUUCAGUUUGAAUUCCUGACAAUUCAUUGUUUAGCGAUUAACCCUGAUGGUGUUGAAAAAUGGUUUAAAAAAAUGAUAGAAAGUAGAUGAGUGAGUCAGUCUAUGAUUAAGCAGAUUCUUUCCCUAAACAGUGAAUUGCAUAUAAAUGAUCUUUAGAGCUGAAUAAUAAAGUUGGUACAAAUCUCAGAUUCUGCAAUUAUUAUUUUUUUUGCUAGUUGUUUGUAAAUUUGCCACAAUUCCCAGUUUAGCGAAUUUGCCCUUUUAUUUCCUGGAGUCCCCGCUGGUUUUAUAGAAGCUGUAAAUAUUUCAUGUAGCACUUAAGCUGACUGAUAGACUCAUAUUGGCCUUUAGCAGUAGGACUGGCGAAGAACGUUCUCCUGUUUCCAGCAUGUGGCGCUUUAAUGCAGCUAUGAUGAUAUAUUUAUAGACAGUGAGCUGUAUGCUUUAUGGUCUCCACGGAAUUUAAAAAGGACCGUGAGAAAAUGUUUGCUUAUAUCUGUAGUGUUGAGAUGACAAGGAGACACUGAACACAUUUGUGCGUUUUGUGAUUUCUGUUGAAUCUGCUGUGUCGAUUUCAAGGCUUACUUUUUUAGAGGCCAAGGGGCUUUUUUUUUUUUUUUAAACAACAUAGCUUCAUGUGGUUAAACUUCACACCUUAUAAAACAGAGUAUCACAGUUCAAAUGGAUUGAAUUACAAUCACGUAGACCUGAUUGUACUUAGAACUGAGUUAUAUUCAUUUCAUUGUUAUGGAAACCUUUGAUGGGAUAAAAUCUAGUGAUUACAGCAUUUUUACAACUGUUCAAUUUAAAAUGCACAGGGAGUACUAUUUUUAUAGGCACCCUUUUUUUCAGAUUUAGUAAUAUUUUAAGGACAAGGCUUUAUAAUAUUACUUUUUUAAGUAUAGUGAACAGCUGCUAAUUUUAAGACACAUGGAAUUAUUUAUAAAGAGCAUUUUAAGAUAGCUUCACAAAUAUGGGGCAAUCAGUAGGAGCAGUGCCUUAUUUUUCUGUACUUACAGAACUUUGUCAUAUUGUUAGUUUUUAUUAAUGACCAUAGACCAUAAGUGUAAUGUAUGUAUAUUGUAGCUAAAAAGGUUAGUGCCAAAUGACUUGCCGUGAUUCCCAACAUGUGUUAGGCCUACUAGUCACCCAGCUGAGGAUACUGGGAGUUGCAGUCUUUUAACAACCAUGGAUAUACUUGUGUUGUCUAUCUCUCCAUAAAAUAUUUGAAAGGAAUACACAAUCCAUGCCAUCCUGAUUUGUUGUUUUUAGCUAACUGUAUAAUGCCAACAAAGUCUGUAUCCUUGGAUACAAUGUGAUUGAGCGUAAUCUAUUCAAGCUGUGUUGUGUUUUGGAAUUUCUAGAAACAUAUACUACUGGUGUUAAUUUGCUGCAAGUGAGACUGCUGGCUUUCUCUUAAAGUUGUGCAUGUGUUCAGCCCAUUAUAAAAUUCCACAUAAGGCAUCAGACGAAGCUGUAACAUUUUAUUACUUUGCGUAUACUAGUGAAAAUGCUUGUUAGGAAACACAGGCCUCUUCAAGUAGAGAAUGUUUGUGUGUGUGUGUGUGUGUGUGUAUAUAGAUAUAUAGUGUAUAGAGUGCCUGUUCCUAUCCUGAAAUUGCACUUCAGAUUCUGAUAUUUAAUUCCUCUGAUUAAAGCAUAAUAAUAAGUUGGCUUCCUCUCUGUGUUUAUAAAUUAACUGUCAAUACAGUGUUAAUGGGGUUGAAGCUUCUGAACAUCUUGUGAUAAUGUGUUUGGAUUUGAGCUUUUUAGUUUAGCAAUAAAGUUGCAAAAAGGAAAAAAAAAGGAAGGAAAAAAAAAGGAAGGGGAAAAAAAAAAAAGCAACAUGUGUUUGACCAAUUGGUGCAUGGUAGGGGCAGGCUCGGAUGGAUUGGGGGCGUGUGUGUAUUCAUAGUUCUUUUUAUUUGUUCUGUACGCUGGGGUUAUGCUGGCAUAUGCAUAGAAGCAGCCAGGGAGCAGCCAGGAAAGGCAGCACGCUGCACAGACAGGUACACACAUCAUGUCUUAGCAGGGCACAGACUGGCUUGUAAUUAGCCCAACCAUCUCUUAAUUUAUUAUGUCUCUUUGCUCCACUCUAAAGCAUUAAUAACUUAUUAAACCUACACAGAUCCAUUAGAGAUUAGUUUUGCUGCCUUUCUGACGUCCCAGGACCAGAUUGCCAAAUUGUAUUUAUUUUUCUAUCUUUUUUUUUUUCUUCUGAUGUGGUAAAAAUACAUUAUAAAAAGGGAUACUUAAAGGAAUAUAGACUGUAAGCUCGUUUGAGCAGGGCCCUCUUCAAUCUAUUGUUCCUGUAAGUUUUCUUGUAAUUGUCUCAUUUAUUGUUAAAUCUCCCUCUUUGAUAAUAUUGUAAAGCGCUACGGAAUAUGCUGGCGCUAUAUAAAUACCAGUAAUAAUAAUAAUGUGGAAGUGUAUAUUGUUUGUGUAAAAAAAAACAAAAACAAAAAAAAAACCCAAAAACAUUAUUUUUAUUUUUUUGAAAGUGUGUUCACAGAUUUUAGCUCCGUGAAUUAGUUAUAAAGAAACUGAAUACACUAUUUAAAGUGAAAAAUUAUCGGGUUCCUGUUUUUUCAUUUUCUUUUAUGCUUCAACACGUCCAGGGAUCUGCUAAGCAGAUUGUGUGCAUAUUACGUGCAUGCAAAUGCUUUUCUUUUUUUUUCCUCAGGGUUUUUUUAGUUUAAGGUGAUUCUUCAUGUAGCUGUAAGUGAAACCACAACUAUUUGAGAAGCUGAUUUUGUGUGUAUGUGUGGGAGACAGGAGUACGUUUAACCCCUUCCAAUGAGGCCUGUAGUUCUUAUCCAAAUUAUAAAGCUUGUUUUACAGUUCUAGGUCAAAGCUGCAUGUUAACUUAUGUUUCAUGCCUUCUAUACCUGAAUUUGAAAGUCAGUUUUGCCUUAAGCAUUCGAGCAAUCCUAAAUUCAAGAGCUGUUAACGUUUCUGGUUUUUUUUUACGCUCCCCUAUCCCUUCUAUCUGCCAUCAUAUAUUUGUUACCUGCCCCUAUUUUAUUUUAUAGAAGCCAAUUCAGUUUUGUCGUUACUGGCCUGGAAAGUUAUAGUUUAUAAUCUAUAAAGUGACUGUGCUUUCUACAAGGUUAUGCUAAAUUUCACAGGAUCUCAUGAACUUGUCACAAUGUUGCCUUUGUGUUUUUAUAAUAGAAAUUUAGCCAAAGCAAUAGGUACUCUCAGGGUUCUGUUCUUGGACCCCUUCUACUUUACAGAGUUUUGUUUUUAGAAAUGAUCUUGAAAAUGGCACUGAAAGUCUCGUUUCAGUGUUUGAGAGAUGAGACAAAACUCUGUAAAGUAAUACAAUGUGAGUAGGAUAUUGCUUUUCUGCAAAGGGAUUAAGAUAGAUUGGGGGACUGGGCACUCAAAUGGCAGGUGAAAUUUAAUGUAGAAAAUUUCAAAGUUAUGCACUUGGUGAUAAAGAAUGCACAAGGAAUUUACACCCUAAAUGGUAGUGAAUUAGGGAUAACAUCACACGUGAACGUUUUGGGAAUUGUAUUAGACAGCAAACUAAGCAACAAUGUGCAAUGUCAAUCAGCAGUUGCUGAGCCCAGUAAGGUAUUGUCAUGUGUAAAACUGGCCAUUAAUACUCAGGGUGAAAAUAUAAUGUUGCCUCUUUAUAAAUCAAUGGUAAGACCAAACAUUGAAUAUGCUGUGCAAUUUUGGGCACCUGUUCUAAAGAAGGAUAUUAUGGCACUAGAGAAAGUGCAGAGGCGGGCUACAAAAUUAAUAAAAGGAAUGAAAAAUUAGUUAUGAAGAAAGGUUGGCACAUUUAAAUCUCUUAAGUUUAGAAAAACAGUGCCUCAGAAGGGAUAUCAUAACAUUAUAUAAGUAUAUUCUGGGCCAAUACAAAACAUUGUCUGGAAAUCUUUUCAUAAAUAGGACCAUACAUAGGAUAGGAAGUCAUGCAUUUAGACUGGAAGAAAGGAGAUUACAAAUAAGGCAAAGGAAGGGUUUGUUUGCUUUUUUCUUAUUUUUACAGUAAGAAUAAGGAUGUGGAAUUCUCUGCCCAAAUGGGUGGUUUUAAUAGUCUGUACAUUUGUUUGAAUAGAAACUGGAUGAAUACUUGCAAAAACAAAAUAUUCAGGGGUAUAAUUUUUUAGUGGGAUAAUAGAUUCUUGAUCCAAGGUGAGGUCCGACUGCCAUUCUGGGGUCAAAAUUUAUUAUUUUCCUAGUUUGUUGCAAAAUUGGAAAAUGCUUCAAACUGUAUUUUUUUUUUUUUUUUUGGCCUUCUUUUGGAUCAACAGCAUAAAACAGAUGUGUGAGAGGUUGCAUUUGAUAGAUGCAUAUCUCUUUUCAACCUAUGUAACUACGUAUGGGUAAGCUAAGGUUUGCAGUAAUAUUGCUUCUUGUAUGAUUCGUUAUGUAUCUGGGAAAGAGGCAGAGAUGGUGCAAAUAUGCUUAGAGUGCGUCUAGGCCUCAGGGUGAGAGGAAGCAUCCAGCUGGCAGGCGAGUCGGAGCUCACAUUACUAUGAGCUUCUCAGGGUUGCUUGACAGAUGCGAACGUUAGCCCCCCAAAUGACAGACAAUAGAAUUCAGAGCUGCCAUCUUGUGACUCUGAUGCUUUCCCCUCUACUCUUUUUAAAGCUUGAAAUUACAGAUUACCCAGCUGUUUUUUUGUUUUUUUACUUAAACUUUUAAAGAUUUUUAACACUGAAAUGAAUUGUGUGGCUUUUGUUUUGUAGCAGGCAAAUUAUUUGUAUACUUUGUGCUCCAUAAGGAAAAGAAAGUUUAAAAUUAAGGGGGGGGGGGGGCGGGGGGUUAGGAGAGAGUCUUUAAAUAGUAAAUUAAACUCCUGGGGACACAAUGGAUGUUUAACAGAAACCAGAGCCUGGCGUUGACAUUGAGGCAAUGGGAACUGUUUAUACUGGGAAUAUACUAGACAGACUGCAGCAAAGUGCCUUAAUUUAAUCCAUACUCAGCCCAUACCACAUUGUAAGAUUGUACAUGUGUUCAUGUUUAUUUUACUGCAGGGUGAUUGUCAACGGUUUAAAUUUAGGGGGUUAUAGGAGGGGUGGGAAUGGUGUUUGCCCCUUUUGGCAUUUGAAAGCCCACAUUACUCUUAACAAAAAAUAAAUAAAUUGCACAAUUUCCUCUCUCCUUGUUUUAUUAUCCAGUAAUGUAAAAGCAGACCUAUCCUGCCUUUUAUUAUGGAGUGUUUAUGUAGGAAUCAUUUUAUAUUUUUAUAUAUAUGAACAUACUAGUGUUCUAGAACUGCUUCACUUAUUAAAAGAAGUAAGGGUGUGCAAAAGUUCCAACUGGUACUCAUUGACAUCCAAUUCCUACAGAUCUGUGGUUGAAAGGAAUUGUAGUUCUGGACAUGAGGUGCCUAUUCACUAAACUAUGAAUUGUGGGGGAUUUACCGGCAAAUUGUAGGCCAAAGAACUGGGAAAAAAGCCAUAUUUAACAUUUUUCUCCAUUGCCACUUUGGCCUAACAUUUGAGGCCUUAGAUUCAACACCACGUAUCCUGGUUUAUAAAUUAUUCCCACGUUCCAGACCCUGGGCUGUAUAUGAAACGAGAUGUUUCUUUUAGUUAUAUUAUGUAUAUGGCAUGAAGCCCUGUAUACCAUUAUAAACUCCAUUAACAAAACUACACAGGCCUGCAUUCCGUUCUGCCGGAGGGCUUGCCAUGCUGUGUAAAUUAUUGAUUAAUGACUGCACCGCUGUUAGACAAUAUCAGCCAUUCCAGAUGUUGUGGACUGGAUCUCCCAUAAUACACUGCAGAUGCAGCAUGACUGAUGUAGUCUACAGAAUGUGUAAUAGCGUAGCUUGCUACCAUGCCGGGUUCCAUUGUGAACUCUUAAUCCCUUGUGAUGCCUUUUUUUUUUUUAAAAAUACUAACUUAGUAAUACUAUUACAGUACAAUGACGUGUGGUACUCUCUCCUCCUCAGUUUCUGUUUUGACAGUAUGCCUAAUGCAGCCCACUUAAUCCAAUUUUUGAAAUUUUCAGUAAUGUCAUAAAGUGUCAGAUUUUGGGGACAGCAUGGUGCGUGAGAAACCUUUUUGUUUUGGUGUCUAAUGUACUAAAAACAAAAGUAAACAAAAAAACAACAUUUUUGCGAAACUGCUUCCAUAUCAAUUUAAAAGAAGAUCAGGGUAUGGAUACCAAAGACAAAACGACUACAAUUGCCGCAAUGCAUAUAACCAUUUUUAAGUAUGCCCUGCAGGUUACUAGAAUUUUAAUAAAUGCAUUUUCUACGAGAUAAGAUAUUUGCGGUUAUGGACUAGCAUCUAAAAGCUUCUAAGGCGGCAGACUUAUCUGCCUCGCCGCCUGCCUGCUGCUUCCUGCACCACAGUAGGACUCUGCAUAAAAUAAAAGAGCAUGCAUCUUAAAAGGUAUUAUAUGCCUUUAAUUCCCAUACUAAAUAAAAAAAGUUUAUAUUCUUUAAGAAUCUUUAAGAAGUGUGUAUGUGUAUGUAUGUGUAUAUAUAUAUAUAUAUAUUUAAACUGGGCGUGAUGGGGGUUGUUGUCGGGAAGCCUCUUUAACACAGAAAGUUGCUGGAUUGGUUGCGGCGGCAUGCUGGUCUGGUGAAUGAGUUGCUGCAUGACCUUGUUCAGACGACGCAUAAUUAUGCCUUCUGCGAUAGUUGCCUAGCACUUGUGCCGUUAACGAACACACGUCUUCAUUGAUCAGUUGAGCAAAAAGGGAAACUGUUUUCCUUAUCGUCAUUUCAGCUAGAUACAUCAUGACUUUGUGAUAACCUUAAACUAUCUUAGAUAACACGAUGUUGACAUGAAUGCUAAAUAGCCUACUUAAAUUGGAUUGUGAAAUUGAAAUGUACAUUGAGCUGUCAUUGCGUGCUGUGCUCAUUUGCACUGUACAUUUAUUAGUCCUGCAUAAAUCCUGUGCAUGAGACCUGUGUGGGGUUAGGCUUGUUUACGGGAAACCACAUGCUGCCAUAUUAUUAGUUCUACAUAGAAUGGUGUUUGCCUACAUUGGGUUAGGGAACCAGGCUACAUCUUUAAGGUCUUCUCUUUGCUUAUUUUUGAGCCUGCUUAAAUCCCCAUGCGAACAGAGUAUUAAGUGAACACUGUAUUUAUAAUACAAACUUGUACUCCUAAUGCUAUACGGCUCUCCAAACUAUGUAGGUGUGCAGCCUCCCUUGCAGGAGUUUAAAAGGUAAGAUUUACGUACCUUACGUCCAGUAGCGCCCUGCUCUCUGUGAUGUUGCUCCGCCUCCCAAGCUAAGCUCAUCAAUUAAUGAUCUCCGACAAUCCAAUGCUUCCCCAUAGGGAAGCUUUUGGAGGCCAGUGCCCAUGUAUGGCAAAAAACACUCUUCCCCAAUCAAAUGCACUCUGGGGUAGUCUGAGUCUAACUCUGUUAUAGGUACAGAAGUGCCCCUGGUGGCUGACUUCCAGACAGCCACUAGAGACGUGUUAACCCUGCAGUGAAAACAUUGCUGUUCCUGCGAAACUGUUGUUUUCAGUUAUAGAACUAAAAAGACAAGAGCAUUGCACCACAACCACUUCAAUGUAAUCCCUUUCAUAGAUUUCAUGCUUGUUUGAGCAUGUCCUUCUUCACCUCUGGCUCUUCAUUUUUGUAUGUCAAUUAUUUAAAGGGACUCUCCCAGCAUCAUAAUCUGUUUCUUGAAUUGCUUAUGUUGCAAGGAACCCCCCUGUCUCACUGCAUCCUGUUGCUUACAUCUGCAGUGAUUUGCAAAAUUUGCUUGAUUGCCUCUGUAGUUAAAUUUUUUUUUUUUCUCUCUAUAAAUGCAUAAGCUAGGUGGAAAAUACCCCUUAGAGCAAUAAUAGAGAGGUCGUAAAUGUUAGUAACUGCAGUAUCCUAAAAUCUUGACAUCACUGCUGACACCAUUGGUUCACUUAAUAAGCUGCGGAUCAAAGGGAAAAAAUGGGUCAGUGCAUGUAUUCACGGGUCUGUGAGCAACUCGUGUGCAUGCAAAUAUGUGUGGAGCUAGCGUGUCUGUGUUCUCAGCUCCGUUUCAAAGAUGGCUGUGUUCACAAUGGAAUACACGUUGUGUCCUACAUUGAGACAUACAAAGGUGUGGGGCCAUUGACAAUGCAACAUAAAAAAAAAAUACCAUAUAGCACCCUGACAUUUAUACACAUGACCCAAAAUAAUACUUUGGUUCAUGAAUAUAUAAAAAUGGAGGGAUUGGUUUCAGACUGUACCUAUGUUAAACCUAUUAAACCUGACAUGCGAUUUGAUGGAGAAUAGACUUUAUAGUAAAUGGGGUUAAACGGAUGCAAAUUUUACUUCUCUGUAAUUCGUUGGCAAACUACUGGAGGCAAAAAGAGUAUUUUUCUUUAUGGAAAUAUUCCUAUGGUUUCUUGAUGGUUUUUAGCUUGGUCUGUCGCUGUUCUUACCUGACAAUUCGCUUUUUGCAUGCACUGGCAGCCUGUAUUACAUUACGUAGGCAGCAAGCGCCAGUUUCAUCUCGGCCUAGUCAAAAACAUUAUGGGAUAAGGGUAGAAAUGACUGAAAUCUUUGCCAAACUUAGUGAGAUUUUAACCUCUUCUCACUUUGCUGAACGUUCCGCUGAGGUACAGCACCAGCAAUCCAUUGUUAGUGCAGUUAUAAUUUAUUGAAUGAGAGAUUCUCUGUCUGAAAGUGCAAGUACAACUCCUACACACUCUGCACAUCAUACACUGCUAGCACCCACACACAAAUGUAGGGUUGCAGUUUAAAAAAAUAAAAAUAAAAUAUAAUUUUAUUUUUGAAGCCUACCUUUUCUGCUUUGACUGGGGUGUUUUCCUUUAAAAAAAUAUUAGAGUUUGUAUUGAUGCAAUGAAUAAUUGAUUUCAUAAUUACUACAUUGCAGUUAGGGUUAAAACCUGAUGUUGCAGUUUGCUCCCUCUGGGUAUAACUAUCUCACAUCUGUGUCAGAUCCUCCAGUUAAGAGUCAACAUCUUCUGUGUAGACAUUAGUGUUCAGCCUUUGGUCACUGCUUUAUAUGUCUAAAGCAGAGGUGCCAAAAAUGUAGCCCCCAUAUGUUUUAGAACUGCCGAAUUUUUGUAUCUCACCCCCUCCCCACCCCUCCCCUCCCCCUCAACCCCAAGAAAGCAAAGAAGACAAACCCAGACAUUUUAUUAUUUUAACUAAAAUCUAUAUAUUGUAAUUGUAACCCAUAUAAUUAUACCCUAGUAAUCUCAAGAUGUCUAAGGUUUUAGUAAAGUGCAUAUGCCAUUAAAGGGCCCAUAGAUGCUAUUUAUAUGCAACCGACGUGGCUAUAUUUUUAUGAUUGAAGCCAGUUGCAUGGUUUAUGCAAAAACGAUAGAACCCAAAAACUAUUUCAUGCUGGCUCUGCUCCCAAUAUAUACUGACAAGAAAAGGUGGCAAAACAGGACUAAGACGUCCUACGGUUUAUAUACAGCUGUCUCAUUGUAUUCAUUGAGAGAGCAUUACACUAGGGUACAUGCAUGCGCAGCACACCCAUCCAUGCCUGUAUAAACUGUACAAUUGUCUUCCAAAAGCGAGCUUCUCACAGUGACCACAAUCCGGUAAAGUGGCUAGCUUGACAGGUACUAUACCUGCCUCCGUGACUGUGAUGCUUUUUUGGCACCUUUCCCUAUUCUGCCCAGGUAUGAGCAUCCUUCAAGUCACACUUUUAUCUUCUGUAAUCAGAUGAAUCAAGGACCAGGCAUACCAUCUGGGAUUACAGCUGGGAGUGUUGCCUCUCUGAGCUGUGCACCCAUGAUCUGAAUCUACAGGGUGUAUGCCGUCUCUUCUUUGUUUGGUAUUUCAAUCUUCUAUCGCAUAGGCAAAAGAUAAAAUAAAUGUCUAGUGUCUAUUUAAAUGUCUUCAUACCACUCUCUCAUUUUUAAAAGGUUGUUAUGGACCAAUGCAAUGGCAGAUGUCCCAUUUAAUAUGUGUUCCUUUCCAAAAUCAAAAACAUAGCACCGCUGCAUCUUGAACAUUUGUUUUAUGUGUAUCUAUUUCUGCUUCUGUUGUGAAACAACCGCAGUAUUUUUCUGAAUUUACAUAUACUGGGCACAUGUUUCAUUUAGAAUUUAUAUCUAUGAAAUAAUUGUUAGAAGGUUCACAUGAUGUCCAUGUGGCCAUAAUGUAGACUCUAAAGAUAAGCAUCUGUCUGUACCCGUAAAUCCUCCCUAAAUGAGGAAAAUUCCAAUUCUUAUAAAUUCAGUUUAUUUUGGAACUAGUUAAAAAUUGGGGUGUUGGCAAUACCUGUGUCUACCAUACUAGAUCAUAAAGAAAUGUAAGUGUCAAAUUUAGGGAUAAAUCCAGAAUUAUUCUGGAAGAUUUCUGCCUCUGUGCUCUUAUUGUCACCUUAUAAUUUUUAUUGUAGACGGUUUUCUGUCGCAUGUCGGUAAUCUUUGACCUGCAAACCACAAAUAAAAACACAUACAGGGUUAUUGACUUCACCGGGAUCUGUUGAUAAUUAAUAUUAAGAUUAUACAUUUUUGGCUCAAAUAUUGCUGGGAAUGUUGUUGCAGUUACCAGAUAAUUUGACAGCAAUCCGUCAUUUCAUUAAUCUGUGUGAUUUUCACCAGUUCCCUAGCCACCGUCUAGGUAACCGGGCCUGCACUUCAAGGGUUAAAAAGGUGAGUUUAAUUAAGUUUUUUCCAUCGCAGUGCUAAUCCAUGGCGAGUUUGAUAAUCUCAGCCAAUCCAAUACAUUACCAUAAAAAAAACAUUGGGAGGCUAGUGCGCAUGCAUGGCAAAACGCUGCUCCGAGCUGCGCAGAUCGUCUCUGAGACUGAUUGAAAUAGUGGAGGUUUUGUUAACUAUUUCGGCAGAAGCUCCUAUAUUGCUCUGUCACUUCACAAAUACUAACAAACCGUGUAUCUCCUCCUCUUAUGCGUUGUGUGCCCUGGCUGAGCCAGGGUUAAACUGGAUUGUGAAGGCAGUUGCAAAAUGUAAAAAAUGGCACAAGAUAUUGGUGAUUUUCAUAUAUUUUUAUUUUCAGUGGUAAAUUUCUAGAUAAGCAGCAGGCCCCCUUAAAUGCCUGAGUGGACCAUAAAAUGACAGCACAGUUAGAGAUCCCACCCCCACCCCCCCAUGCUUUUGAGAAAUUAAAAUAGAGUUUUAACUUACAGUAGAAUGAAAUUCAUGUUCUUGGGCCCUCUCCUGGGAGAACCGUGUGAUGUGCGUUCAGACACUCAUAGCCCAGGGAAAAGUUAUGAUUUCAUCCAACUGAAGACACAUUCAUACGUAGUCUGCACAGAUGGAUUAAACAUCAGCUGGUUUGUUUUUCCUCUGUCCCUUUGAACCCGCAUUCAGGAUGUGUUUUUUUAGAAAGGGUAUAGUGUUAAGCAUGGAUGAAGCAGCCAUCAGGCAAUCUGCUAGAAAACCGAGAGCAUUCAGGGUUCACUCGUAUUGUCUCUCUGUGUCCCCCUUUCUCUUCCCCCAUGUCCCCCUCUCCAUUGAAGCCCAUAAAGAAAUGCUUAUUGGACUGGCUGAGCAUUUCGGCACAUGGCAUUAACAAUAUUCUGGCAUCGUGGUCUUGGGAUAGUUUUCGAUCCACCUUCUCAUACUGUGGAAUGUUUUAUGUAGGUAAUAGCAAUCAACAAUUAUAGGUUUUCCUAGUUAAAUUCAAAAGGCAAAAAUAGCUGAUCUCGAAAAAUUCUCCAACUCGGCCAUAGUCACAUCUUGGCUAUUUUUGUGAAACACCCUGUUGGGUGUUGAGGACCUCCUUUGACAAAACAUAGUGGACAUAAUAUUCUAUAAACUUACAUCUAUAAAUCUGUUCUGCUUUAUCCAUAAAGUUCUAGAUACAAAGGUAUUUAUUGUAUUGACUAUUUUCUCAUGCAAUCUCCUGGUGCGGUGGCAAUUUAGUCCGUUGGGUGUGCUUAUCUCUUUCACCAGCCUGCACAUGUCCUGAGAAGGCCCAUUGCUCUGCUGUCACCCCGAGAGAAGGGGAACUUUUUAUUUAUAGUCUUAGAAUAGCUUUGCAUACAAAUGCAUGUUUGCUUAAGUUUUAUUGCGUUAAAACGUAAUUGUGUUAAUUUUAUUUUUUUUUGCCACAUUUUCUACACUGUACACUACAUAUGUUGGUUGUAUAUAUUGUUAUACAUUUGAGUGUAUUCAAAAUCAGUUGGAGGGUCCUUGGCCUAAAAGCUGACAAUCACUGGAAAAAUAAUGGCCUUUACUGAUGAACAUAAUUUAUAUGCAUAAACCCUUCGAGAAUUUGGAGGAGAUUUAAGGUUUGUUUUACGACGGCUUUUAUUUUUUUCUUGUUUUAGGCAGAAUGCAAUAUUCCAUCUGCUCUGUUCGUUUACCCUGGCAGCCAGGCGUCUGAAAAGAUAACUGCUUCUGUCAAAAGCUAAAUCACGUAGCAUAUCACCUGUCUUAGUGUUAUUCAGUAAUCUUUACUGCAGGGCGUGAUGUUUAAUUCCCGUAACUGCUGUAAUAGUCAGCAUUUGAACUGUGAGGGUAUAUCAUAGUACAAAGCACCUGAUCUACUUUUGUUUUUAUGGAAUUGACCGGCCCAUAAAAAAAAAAAAUACUGAACCGGUAUUGAGUAUUUCCUUAUAUAGUAUGAUAGCGUUUGUUUGACUGAUCUUAGAUCUAUACAACAAUACACUUGCCCAGGGGCUGAUACAGGUAUUUCCCAAGCUUUUGUCGAACUACAAACUCUGUAAUGCUAUGCCAGCCUUAAUUCAUUGGAGGCGUAGUUAUUGAAAAACAUGGGCUACUGACCGCCGCUGUAGCAUAUUGACUUCAAUAGGUUUUAUUCUGCAACUGCGUCACAACCCAGUGCAAGCUUUAUGAAAAUAUAGACCGUAAAAUCAUUGGGUGGGAGAAAACUAGUUAUGACUCAUUUCUACUUCGCAUUGUGGGUUUUUUGUUUAUGUAAUGUAGAGACGAUAAUGCAGAUAUGCAUUGCUUUAACAAUAAGAACACUCAGAUAUGUGAUAGCUCAGCGAAAACGGCUUGUUUAAAUCUGCACUCAAUACAGAAAUUUAAGGUUAUCUGGCAAGCGUAGAUUGGUUUCAACAAACAGUGCGGAAACAGAUAUCUGUAGGAUCUAUAGGUGUUCCUGUGUUCGUCCAGUGUGGUUAUCAAUAAAACGUGAUGUUGGGACCGUGAGGAUUAAUUUAGAGACUACGCAUUUUAAGGCCUUAGUUAUUUUAGUUUGAUAAUUGUUAUCCAUAGUUUGUAUGUCAGUUGCAAAUUUAAUGUGCGACACACAAGCCUCACUGGACAAAUUGUGGGUUCUGGCAUUGUACAUCGCGUCCAGCCACCCCACACUACGCUUUAGAAACAAAAUAUGAUUUCUUUUUUUUUUUUUUAACAUGGCUUUAGAGAUUUUUUUUAUUAUGGCAAUCUCAAAGGGAAGGGCCAUGAUUUUUAGGUAGCCUUUAAUGGAGUUUAGAAAGUGAGCUAAGACAAUGUCUUACAGACGCACAACAGGCAGAACAGGCUCUGGAUAUAUAUAUAUAUAUAUAGCAUGUUUUCAAAGCACACAAGUUGAUUUACAAUAUUAUGUCUUAAGUCAGAUCCUAUAAUUUGGCUCCAGGCUGCUUUGAGAAUGUGCAGGUUAUUUCAGACUGCAUUGUUCUGUUAAAAUGGUUUGACUUUGCUAAUGUGUGAAUAGAUUUAAGACCUGAGUGAAUUAAAUGAAGAUCAGGCCCUCGUUAAAGCAUGCUGUAAGUCUUCUGUGCAUAUUCUCAGCAUUCCAUCAAGUCUUGCAUAGAUCCUAACUUUGCCUAUGUCUCAGAGGUAGCAAUGACCACAGUGGUCUCCUUGAUCAACCUCUGCAUGUCUCUUCCAGUAUAAUAUUUGGGCCUGUGUUCUAUCAGUUUAUAUAGCUCAAAAACUGAGCAAGUCCUGCUUUUGGACUCCUGUCUAAACAAUGUUUGAGUUUGUGGGUACCCAUACAUAUUAUUUUUAGGAGACCUAUCCCAUUCACAUGCCGAUCUAGUGACAAGGGACUGGAGACAUAGCAUCUGUGUGGUGAGUUGUCCAGAGUGUGGUGCCAUUUGCAGGUUAUGACUGACUUGUGACAACCAAAAUGUUUAAGCUAUAGUUAGCAGUUGAUUAAACCUAGUAAUCUCAUCUUCUCACCACCAUGCUGUGUGUGGGAAAAGAGAACUUCACAUCAUUGAAUAGAUUGCAUCUAUACCAAUUAAUACGUACUUGUCAUGUGCAGAAUUGGUAGAUAACCAGUUCACAUUCCUAGGGUAGACACAGAAGUUUUAAUCCGUGUUAAUCUGUAAUUAUACGCUUGUUGGAUUGCAGGUACUUCACAGAACUUACUCUUGAAGGUAGGCUUAAGUACAGGAUCUAAAGCUGUGUUUGUGCCUCUUCACACCUGUUAGUACAGACCAUAUUCUCAGCUUUGUCUGUAGAAGAAGGAAGGGUGGGGAAGUUGAAGAUUCCGUGUUUCUGUAAACGGAAUAGUAAGGUUAUUACUGGAUGUCAUUACUGAAAGGGAUUUUUUUUUUUUUUAGUAACACAAUUUUAUAACGUUCUGUUUUCUCAAUUCUGAUUUUGUUCGGCAAUGAGAUCAAACCAUGUUUCAGUAUAGUUUCGUUAUUGUAUCAAAGAAUUUAUUUAGUUUUUUUUUUUUUUAGCUGCUCCCAACACAAAAUAAAUAUAACCGUCGGUUGACAGAGAAAGUUCAGGUACUGCUUCAAACCCAUAUAGCUGACUCUUAUAGUUUUGUUGCUUUGACUAAGCACCUAACAAGAGGCACAUAGGACGGGCAAUUCUCCCUAAACUUUGUUCCCUCCUCGAUUUUAAUUUCUUGCUAAUAUGUAUAGUUAAAACUGAACUAAAAUAGGUCGUGGGUACCUGGAUCUGUAAUUCACUAUAUAUAUAUAUUAUUAUUAUUAUUAAUUUUUUUUGUUUGUUUUUUUUUUUUUUUAAGCCUAUUACAGUGAACACAUUUAUUACACAUCUUUUAUUUAAGCUUUGGAAAAGCAGCCAAGAAAUUGAAAGUAUUUUAAGUGAUUUAAUUGCUGUUCUUGUACUUGUUUUCCCAUGUUUUCUGCACGCAUAUUUUAUUUUUUAAAUAUAAAUGUUAAUCAUUGGAAGAGGUUGUUUACACAGCCAACCCUGUUUGACCUCGUAAUAUUGCCAUUCUUAAGGCUAAUGCCAUAAUUAUCUAACCAGCUUUUGUGGAUGAACAAUAACAUUUGUGUCUAUUAAUUACCUGUUGGCGUUUAAAAGAUUAUUUUCUUUUCAUUUUUUUUCCCAACAGAGGAGACGGGUGGUUUUGUUUUUUACCCUUUAAUUUGGGACAUAAAAGAUGUUCCUUGCUCUCUAAGCUGCCUUGACGUUUAUGCGCAAAAAGUAACUUUGUUCUAAAUCUGGAGCAAUCACUAUAGAAACCAUUUGAUGGUGUAUUGCUCCACAUUGAGCUACAAAAUCGAUAAAUGAAAGGAUAUUUUGGGUCUACAUUGCAUUUCCUUCUAAGAACUAUUUCAAAUUACUAUAUUUCAGUGUGUUUCUUGCCAAGGGGUUCAUUUGAAUUGGUAUUGAUACAUUUGUGAAAGAACAAUGGAAACUUUGGGCUUUGGGUUCGCAGCCGGCCCAGUGGGACUUUACAAAGAUGUUAUUUCCUCAAUAAGUUGUCGGCCUGUUCAGCACUGACACGUAAUUUACUUGGAAUCUGUUUUCAAUAUUUUAACAUUAAUGGAAUCUUCAAAUAUUGUGUAGAUGCCAAAUUAUUGUUUGUGUAAUAGAGGGCGGUUGUUCAUAAUUUAUUACAUUUUUGUUUUCUCUGACUAGUAGUAGGCUUGUUUACAUUUACAGGGUUGAAUGAAUGUUAAAAUGUUGGCCAAACUAGCUGAAUUAACACAAAUCUACAAGUCAAUUCUCUUUUAUCUUUGGCUAAUUUGGCCUUAAAUUUGAAGUUUUCAUUGAAUUAACUUUGAAUUCCGGUCAAUUUUCACGUUGGUUAAUAACCACGUUAGUGUUUCUUUUAAUAUGGCAGCCUUGUGCUCUUCUACUACCUUGUGAAAUACCUCGCCCAUCCAGUGUUUCUUUUGACCUUUAGACUGAUAUCUAUGAAGAGGGAAUUUAUUGAACUUGGAGUAGCCCCUCCUGUUAAGGGUCUGGCUGACCUGUAGAUAUAACAGCUAAUGCGAAUGCAUAGAAAAUUGUCAAGCACAGUUUUUUAUUAAUAGACCUGGUUGUAGUACCUGGGCCUUGACAAGUAAGUUUAGUACAGAUGCUCCUCACUUACCGACCGGUAAGUGAGGCACAUGCACACCAGUGCAGGUCUGUGUUAGGGGAAAUUUCCCCAAACCUAGAUUAGAGGGAUUCUUUGCUCUGGUGUGUAUGUCUACGUUUGUGGAAAUUUCGCAGAACAUAGACAAGCACACCUGGGCAGGAAAUCCCUCUAAUCUAUGUUCAGGGAAAUUUCCCCGAACAUAGACCACUUCUCUAACGUGGGGGAAUCUCUUGAAUCUCCACGCAAGAGAGCUGGUCGUAAGUGCGAGCCGUCGCAAAGCGAGGACCACUUGUCGUAAAUAACUUUUAAGGUAUGGAUUUUGUUAAUCAGCAUAUGCUACCUGGAAAUUCAACAUGUUUGACCUGUAGACUUUGAGUCUGACCCCACAUUCACAUUGCCAUGAGGUUUUGGAGCACAGCCAAGAUCGUUGUUAUGGUACAAUCCAUUUUCUGACUGGAUCCCCAAUCUCAAUUUCUGUGUCCCAGAAAGUUUUUACAGAGUCCCAGCUUUCUUCCCCCUGUGUAUGGAAAUGUUCUGUAUGAAGUGCUAAACGUGGGGCUGCCGCCAUGUAAACCAGUGAAACCAACAGGCACAUUUGUUUGGUGACAUUUCCCCGUUUACAUUUUUGCGCCACUUUUUAGAGCCGAACACUUUGAUAAAUCUCCUUGUGUGUCCAGCAUACUAAACAUUAUCAAAAGUCUACUUCAUCAUGGCAAGAAAUGCAGUUUUAACAGUUACUUUUACAGAGUCUUUAACUUUAUCUUAAAGGGACACUAUAGUCACCACAACAACUACAGCUUAAUGUAGUUGUUCUGGUGAGUAUAAUAGUUCCCUUCAGGCAUUUUAAUGCAAACACUGCCUUUUCAGAGAAUGCAGUGUUUACAUUGCCCCUAGGGACGCCUCAAAGUGGCCACUCCUCAGAUGGCCACUGGAUGCGCUUCCUGGGGCAGGGCUGCUCAGUAGGCAGCACUGCCGUUCAGUGUCUCCACGCUCUGCAUGGGGACGCUGAAUUUUCCUCAGAGAUGCAUUGAUUCAAUGCAUUUCUAUGAGGAAGUGCUGAUUGGUCAAAAUGGCAUUUGGCCCCACCUCCUUGCAGAUUUUAGCCAACUCAAUGCUUUUCAUUAUAGGAAAGCAUUAGAUUGGCUAGAAAUAAGCAAUUUUGAUGAGUUUGUCAAGGAGGCAGAUCAGGGGUGGGGCCAGCGCCGGUGGACCUGUAAGCCGCUGGAAAUAAAGUGAGUUCUAAUUCCUUUUAGAGGGCUGGGGGGGUGCGUUUUUCACUAUAGGGUUAGAAAUACAUGUUUUUGUUCCUGACCCUAUAGUGUUCCUUUAACAAUAAUUUCCCACAUUAAAAUAUAUUGAGAAAAAGAAUUGAAAUACACUAUUGUGAAAAUGGUUUAAAUGCUUUACUAAUGUAUUCAAAGUUGUUGUUUUUUUAAUUUAGGUCACAACAAAACCCAUUGAAGAGCUUACCGAUAUAUUCUUAGCGUAGAUAGUUUAACUUCUGAAACAAUUAGAUUUUCUGUAGCACCUUGCUUCCGUUGGUCUAAUGUAAGCUUAUAGCUAUGCCGAAAUGUUUCCUGCUUUACUGUGUGAUAAUCCAUUUGUGGCUGAGUGUACCGUUGUCUUAUCAAAGCCCCCUUUGCUUUUGCAGAUGAAAACAAUGAUUUGCAGCUCUAAGAAGAAUUAAGGCAACUCCCUCCGCUACAAGAAAAGAGCCGCUUAACUUAAUCUGCAAAUGAAAUGGCUAAACAGUAUUGAACCAUUGGGAUCGAUGCACAUCGGAUUGACGAGCAGAGAAGGGGCAACUACCAUGGUAACACUAAUAACCGAAAAGCUGCAAAACCAGACCCUGGACGAUCUGUCAUGCAAAACCUAUAAUAUUAGUCUGGUACGUAACAUUCGCUGACUCAUCUCUUUUACAAAGUUCAGAGCAUGUGAUCAAUAAGUUUACUGAUUUAGGUUUCUGUUGUAUAAGGUAUAACUUGGCACAUUCCUCUUGCGUAAAUUACCUUACAGGAACCUCAACAGUAUUGAUUAUUAAUUUACCACAAUAAAAUGUGUGCUUCUUUUACAUAGAAGACAAGUGUUAUUUUUACAAUGCAGUCAAAAUAAUGUAAAAAGUACUUUUUAAGAUACAUGCUAGUGUCGCUACCUUUCGGUCCGAAGCAUGGGUAAUAGUCAUUGUUGCACUGAAAGACUUUUUUUUUUUCUUUCGUUUUUUUAAUGUUGCAAAGGAUCCUUCCUUGCCCCAUCUGUCAUUUUCAAUGAGACUAUUGCGUCUUUUUUUUUUUUUCUUUUUUUUUGGCUGAAUCUAGCUUUACUAACCAGUAGGACCUCACUUUUAAAAAUAAGAUGAACAAGGGCAUAAUAGUAUUGCAUAAAUGUCAUCUGGUACAACAUAUGCAACACUCUUCGUAAAAAAUAAAAAGGUCUAUUACGUUAAAUGUAAUGUUACGCAUCUUUUAAAAUGAGUCCAUUACUCUUUAUUUAAGUAGACCUUCCAUAUUACAUUUUGUUUAAACAUUUCUGUUAGAAACUCUUCUCAGCAGAAUAUAAUUUUCAGAAAAUGAGACUGCAGGUGCUUCUAUUGUGCAUACGUGCAGGCCUGUCACAUGUGCUUGUACAUACAGAGAUGGAAAGAUAUACAUGUAUGGUCACAUGUCCCAGACAAAGACAAGAUAUAGGGGCUCCUGUUCAGGACUUCUCGGACUUGAGCUGGCAUCAAUAGCCAUGGUGACUGUUUGCAUUAUAAUCCGUGCAAUCAGCAUAAGUCAUUAUAAAGUGUGCCUUGAAGCUCCUUAAGAGGCAGAGAUAGUAACACAGCAAAGUAUAGAGUUCUUGGUCUCCAAAGCUGUUUUCUGAUCACUGAUAUGAUUGUUGAAUAACAACUAAAUGUCAAGGUAUUCUUACAAGUCAAAAACAAGAUAUUUUAUUCCCUUCAUUAUUAUAUGUUCCCAGACUUGUUUUGAAAUCCUUAACAACUACUGUCCCAAAAUAUGAGUAAAUACACUUAUUUUUGAUUAGAUGUGCUAAAGUACACAUUCCCUUUUUCUGUACCCAUACUUGUCUUGGCCCGGCAGAGAAACAAAUUUCUUCAGGUUUAAUCACUGUCUCUGCCUCAUGCAAAAGUAUUAAAAGUAAAUAUUAAGUCACCCCUUACAUGUGAAGGAGCCCCAGCAUGGCUCAAUCUGUACAGCGCUGCUAAAAAGCAGUCAGGGAGCCAAUUGACAACCACCUACUUUUGGGGCUUUUUUUUUUUUUUUUUACUGUAGCCUUUAUCUAUUAAUGAUCAUGUGAAUCCAAACACCAAAUUGCAAUUACUUGAGCAUGUAAUAUUAUUAUGCACAUCGAUAUUCUGCAAAAUUAAGUUAUUUUUUCAGUUACAUUUCAACAGUUGGAUAAGCAAAGAAGUGCUACAUGCCUGGUGUGAAUUUAUGUUGGCCAGCAAAUUAUUAAUCACGGACUUGAAGUGUACCCAGACCCCCUUUUUUUAAUUUUUUUUUUUAGAAAAGUUGAAAUUGAGAAUAGAUUUUAGAGGAGCUAGAUAAAGUUGGAGCUGUCAUCUGUGAAAGAAAAAAAUUGCAUCAAUCACUAGAACAUUCUGUAGUGGCUGUACUACCUUUGUUGUGUUCAUGUUUUUAAUAGGUCAAUGGUUUUUAGAUUUAAAAAAGCAAAACUUUUUUUUUUUGUUAAUGUAAGACUGCAAAUAAACUUGCUAUGCUUUGGGUAUUUUGAACACGACAUCCAAAUAAGCCACUUUCUAUUUCCUGUUUCCUGAAUGUGUUAAAAAAGCUCAUUGUAAAGAUUUAAAAUGGUUCCUUCAUCAGCAAUGGAUGUAUUAUAAAGAUACAUUCUAUAUUUCAUUGUUUUAGGACUUAUUAUGAAACUUCAAUAACUUAAUAAAAUCACCCAAUCCUUGGAGUGCUGUCACACUUUCACGUUUUUGGAAGGUACACUAACAGCAACCCACCUUUCCCUCCUGUCUGAUUAUUCCUAGUAAGAGGAACUGUCACAGCAACUCUACUGUAGUGGCUGUGAGUGUGGGCAUGAGAAUUACCUAUCAGUGUGUUCUUCUCCUCCUGCCUGUAAACUAGGUUUUUGACAUACAGAGACAGUACAUUAGUAUUGAGUUGUGUGUCAAGAAUUUCAAUGACCAAAAGAAGGGAAACAAAAGCGUGUGACGUUUAAUAUAUUUAUAGUCGUGACCGAUACAGUUGCAUUUCUGAUAAUUCAAAUAUUUAUAGAAGACAUUUGCUCUCCUUGGGCGUAAUAAGUGUUCAGUAUUAUCAGAGCACUUGAAGAACGUUUUUCCUUUUCUUACAGUAUAAUAAUGCCACCUACUUGGCAAACUGCGUAUUCUGAUUGGCUACUGACAUUGUGUGCUCCGUGCUGCCAUUUCUAGUUUUAUCAGCACCCGACUUGAAAAUUGACUAUCGCCUCCUCAGUUAAAAUUGUCAGAUUGUUAUAUAGUAAUUGUUACUGAAUGUGUCACAUAACCUGCUUAGAUGAAAUGCCUCGUAGACUCUGAGUAUCAUUUUAAAGUGAUUUGUAUAAGUAACCAGUCUAGGGACAGUUGGAUUAAUGUUUAUUAAUAUCAACAUCACAAGGGGCAUUAAGGGUGAGUGCACAUGUGUUUGUGCACUCAUGAUGCGUUUUCCAUAUUUUUUCCGGCAGCUCUGCUCUCAUUUUACUCUGAACUCUUAUGUACUUUAUACAGAAAUCAAACUGAAGGCUUCUUUCAAUUUUAAAAUCAAAAGCACUUUUCUUGUUAUGACUGGUAGGCUCAUUCCACAUGGAUGCGAGCUAUUCUCUUAUCUGUUUUGAUGGACCAAUCUAAACACAACAGUGUCACGUCGGUGCCAUUGUGGUUUUUAUUUUAUUAUAAAGAGUCAUAAAAACAGAAUAAGGAAGUUAAAGUCUUUGCAAAGUGAAGAUGAUCAAAAAAAGCUCCACUUAUCUCCUGGGAGUACUUGAGUUUGUACAUAGGAUAGAUUUUGCUACAGAAGUCGCAGGGAAAAGGGUUUAUUUUGAACGCUCAGUAAAUAUAAACAUUUAAACUAGGAAUGUUUCCUUGCAAUUAUAAUUAAUUACUUUAUGAUGUCUUGCAGUACAAGCACAUCUAUUAAUUAUUAAAAUUUACGUUUUUUUCCGUUUGUUAGCUGUGAGCAUUAAUCACAUGUAAACAGGCUAAAUUAGUAUUGGUGAAUCGGGGAGUGCAGUAGAAAUAAUAAUGUGCAAUAUUAAAUAUUUUCUUCCAUUAAUGGACUGUACUUCGACCUUCAAAGACAUUGCAUGGAAUUUAUUUUAGGUUAAACUUCUGUCCAUCCAUUUGUAAUAUAGGGUGUUUGGUUUAAAGGGACCCUGUGGGCACCAUAACUUGUUCAACUCAUUGAAUUGGUUAUAGUGUCUGGAGUCCCCUGGCACUGUUCCACUAUUCAGCAUUAAACGGUUUUUAAUGGUUCCGCCAGCAGCUACUUGGGCUAAUGAGGAAGUAUUGCCCUGAGCCAAAAUGGGCAGCUCUGAUUGGACUAUUGUGUCAGGUGACCGCUUCCAGCCUAUCAGAGUGCAUAUUCAGACAUAAAAGCUAAUCUUUAACCAUACCUCCAAUGGGUGAGCGGCUGUGGGAAUUCAAGGUCCCUUAUUUAACUGGUCGAAAAGGUUAUCAGGGGACCCCAGACACUAUUGAAAAUCCAAUGCCGUUAAAGGUUUAUAGUGCCUUCACUGUCCCUUUAAGUUGCUAAAUUUAAAUAGAAUUAUAACAUCUGCUUUUCUUUUAUGCAGAAGCUCCCAAUUACAUUUGGGCUUUUAAAUGCUAUACCACUGAUAUAUUUGGUCUUGCCACAUCACCCAUUUGAGAAGCCAGGGACAUGCAGUUUAUUGCAAUGCGUUGCUAAACAUCUGCCACUCUAAUGUAAUUUGUAAUAAGUGAUUUCACUAAAUGACUAGUCACUUCUUCUUCCCUACUAUGAAUUGUUUGGACAGGUUCCAAAAAUGUGAUCUGAAUCUGUAAACAGCGAAAAACCUUGACCAAGAAUAUGCAUUUUGCAAAAAUAAUAAAUAUGAAGUAGGUGAUAGAAACAGAGUAAUUGUUUGCACACACAAGGUUUGCACAUACAAAGACUUUGGCUCAUACAAGGCCUGCUUUCCUUUACUCCUGUCAUAGUUUCACACUGUGAAGGUCAGGCCAAGCAGAUCUUCAUUGUCCAAAGCUAGGCUCAAUAAAUAACGGAAAACAAAGCAGUCUUAGUGCGCCUGGUUUGGGUGGACAUUUGCAGAAGACAAUGAUCUACUUCCUUGAGAUAACUUUCAGAUGCCUCAAGAAAUCCACAGGAGACAUUCAGAUAUGUAGGAUAGUUUGUGUUAUUGUUUAAAUACAUGAACAAACAAAUGUCAGUUUAAAAAAAACCAAAAAAACGAGAAAAGCGUUUCUACGGUAUAGUUUUAAAUAUAUACCUAUUCCAUGUCAUGUCACAAAUUGGCUCUACUUCUUUAACCUAACCUUGUUCAACCAGGCAUCUCGUUGAAUAUUUCUUUUGCAAUCUGACUCGUCUGCUCACCUUCAACCUGAUAUAUGCAAGGAUUACCUGCUGGUAAAAAAACCAAACAAAUUUAGGGAACUUGAUGAACUAAUGGACACACACGUUAGGGAGGCUGGCCUGUGGACUAUGGACACGUCACCAUUCACUUCCAUCAGACAGAAGCGUGAAGGGCACACGUUAACCAGUCUGAGUCAUGCUGACAGGCAAUGGCUUAUCAACCUCUUCCUCCCGUCACAGAGCAAGACCCUGCAGAGCAGUGAUUAUCCCCUUCUUUGUAAGGGCAUUCAUCCAUUUCUAUAGAGAAUGCUACAGCAGAGUUUAACCAUUACCAAAUCAGAAAUCUUGUUUGUCAUUCAUUAGUACUAUUUUUGCACGUCCUUCUGUUGGACUCCGCUAAAGAGCUGCUCGUGACGAAAAACAACUUAGACAAAAGUCACAUGGCAUCAACAUUUUUAGAGUCAUUAGAGGACAGACGCAUUAAGCUUUAAAAAUAUAAUGGCUAGCUAUGGCAUGUUAUAAAAAAAAAUAUAAACUUUCUUUUCCAGGAAACUUGAUGGUUAAGAAUCAAAGACAAACUAUUAAGUUGCUCAGACAUAGCUACAUAUGUAACAUGAAGGAUAAAAUAAUCCUUUGUUGGAGGUCAUCUUUCACAAAAAAAAACAUAUUUCUAGUAACCUGCAACUGCUGUGGUACAGUAGGCAACAUCUGUUAGCACAUUUUGGAGUAAUAAGAGUUUAAAGUGGUUUGACUUUUUUUGGGUAGGUUUGAGCAUAUAAUGCUAUUUUGAUAGCUGGGUGUUCAUUUAGGAUAGGAUAUCCUGUGUUGCGUUAAACUUAAUUCACUUCAGUAUAUUUUGCUAUGUGCAGUGGAAAUAUUUAAUUGUAUUGUAGAUGCAAAAACUUGCAGUGUGCCCAUCCGGCUUGUGUAUUUUUUACCACAGCGCAACAAUUUUCUCACUAUCUUAAAUUAACUGCAAAGUUUUGAUCCUCGUAUAAGACUACACUUGGUGACCCACUAAAUGCUGAUUCAUCACGCUAGGCAAAUCCUUUCACAGGAAAUUGUGGGUGGACGACAUUCGAUGGCCAAAAAACAAAUUGUGUUUUAACCUGUGUAACACUGCUGUUGAUUUAACAGUUUUUAUAACAGGGGAAAUAAAAACUAAUGUUCGAAAAGGUGAUGGUUUUGGUAAGUAGGUUAACACUGUAAAGUAAUAAAGCCUACAAAGGCCAUAGGAAAAAAACUUUAUAGAUUCCUUUUGGCCCAGGAGCUUCCAAAUGAGCUUUAUCCAAUAGCAAGUGAGCUAGUUACUUCCUUAAGAAGAAAACUCAGCAGUCCUGUCUGGGGUUUUGAAGUAAAUAUUCUAAGAUCACUUUUCUAUGAAAAUCUGCAUAUUAUUUAUAUAAAAGGUUUAGUAGAGCGGUAUCUCAGAGGAUGGUCUCUUUAGUGUAUACAGCCAUGUUAGAAGUGGGAUCCCUAAUUAAAUUCAUAGGCUAUGGUCUUCUCACUAUCCGCUAGGAAGACCGAAAUCCUCCAUACGUUUUUUCGUUCUGUUUAAAUUCUUUAUUUAACGCUGUCAAUCAGUAAGACAAAAGAUCAGUUUAGCCAAUGGCUGCAUGUAAGAAGACAAAAUAGCAAUAGCGAACAAGUCAACACAUAUGGUAAACAAUAGUAUGUAUCACAGGCAUAAGAUACCAAGCAAUUAGCAAGACCUAUAUCUUUUGUUUACAUGAUACAAUGUAUGUAUGUGCUGCAAUGCUCUUGACUGAGGCAGUUAUUCAAUUUUAAUUUAAACAAAUGAACAUAAAAACACGGUUUAACAAUUUCCUUGAAAAUAAUUCGCUUAUUACCAUCGCAUGAAUAAACCGUGCAUUAAAACCAACCCAGGGGACAGUUAAUAUUCUUCCCAUGAUUCCAUACUUAAGCAGAGAGCUUAUCCAUAAGUUACGUGUCCGUUAUUUUACCCACAACCCUGUCCAUCCCUGGAAGUUGAAUCCUCAUUUACAUGUAAGCCAGCGCUGUUCUAAAUGCCAGGGUGGUAUUGUUAUAUAACUUUUGUACAUGUAAAGCCUUCUACUGGCUUAGCAAGCAGAAAAGACCAUGGAUCCAAAUUAACAGGUCUGUGCAACAUUGUUGCUGAUAGAUCCUUGAUUCCCCCCAAACAAAAACCACCUUAGGGCAUAUCUACCUCAUAUGGACAUAUGGUGUCCAGCAUUCUGCAACCCCUUAUCUGAACAUAAAUAGUUAUUAUACAAAUUCUUAAAAAAAAAAAAAAAAAAGUGGGGAUUCUGAGCUGCCUGCCGAACUGUGUCCCCCAUUGCAAAGUCACGUAACUGUAUUUAUCGGAAGAUAAUUGGGCUAUUUCUUUUAAUUAAUCAAAUGAUCUGACUGUAGUGUUAUUCGAUAAGUCCAUAAAUCUUUGAAGGCCAGUGCUUCCUAAACCCUUAAUUACCUAGUCUUCAAACCUGGAAAGAAUGCUCUGUUCCGUAAAGUCGGAGUCAGAGGAGAAGGGUUAGAGGACAGAGAGUAUCCCACAAUCUAACAGAAUUAAGAAAGGCCAGACAUUGGGUGUGCAGAAAAGGUCUGUCUUCUCUAGAAACCCAAAUCAAAAACUGUGGCAUAUCUGAACCCAUGAACAAAGACUCCAGAGUAACCCACCGUCUCGUGUCGGGGCAAAAGCCACGUUGCUGUCUGGACUGCUAAGUAAUGGAUAUAUAAAUGUGGUAGGCCCAAGACUCUCCUCAAUUUAUAGAAUGAAGUAAAUUUUCUGCCUAUCCUAUGGCAUUUUGUUGCCAUAUAAAACUAUCUGUUUCAUAUUGUAGGUUCGGGAGCACCUGAAAGAAAAAUAUUCUCCUCCCAAUCCACUCUAUUGGUUUGACUAUCCAUGUAUUAGGAUCUAAAAUCAGUCUAGAAUUCCUGAUUGGUAACGGCCCGUCCUAUGCAGUGUGUUUGUUCUAAUUGUAGAAUGCCUCGUAUCUGCAGGGAUGUAUUGCAUUUUACACUGUUUGGGCUCCAAACUAAAUAGAAUUUGUUACUCGUGAAGAAGCAAAGGUUUUGUCACUAAUCGGUUAACACUCGUCUGUGGUUUGUACAAACAACUCAGUUGCUACAACAUAUGGUUACCAGUACAUAAUCAAAUGCUCUCUUGAGUAUAUUGAAACACAAUAGCCUACAUUUCUAACUUGAUUUUUAUCUACAUUACACUCAUUGCUAGGAGCAUACCUUUAAACAUACAAAUGUGCUUUUCUGGAUGUUAUCGUCCUGUUUUACUUUUCUUUUUCCUUCGAGUUUAAUUCUUAAUUAUAGUAUCAUAUUCUGUAGCUGGGGGUUAAUGUUGCAUUCUGUUUUCUAUUCCUCGAACUUGACUGUCUGAAAAAGAGUACCCCAAGGUCUUGCGUUUUUAAGGAAGUUUACGUUUGAGAGUAAAAAAAAAAAAUAAGAAUAGUAUCCGUGGAAAGGAAGUUGUUGAACAAUAGUAUCUUUUUUGGCGAAGUGAAAAAUAUAUGGAGGUCCUGAAGGAUUUUCAAGGAAGUUCGUUAAUCAAAUUGCUUAUUUUUUGUCCUUUAGUAAGAGUUUGCAUGUUUUGUUUGUCACUGUCGCACCAGAGCCAAUGUACAGUAUAAAGAUCUAAAAUAUCAGGAAUUGUAUUUAUUUUUUACAUUUUUUUUUUUAAUUUCUUUUAGAGUUGAAUGAAUAGUAUGCACAAUUUUCAUUUAAAAAACGUGAUAUUUUAUUGGUUAAUAUAAAAUGAUGGUAAAAACACACAUUUCAUUUGUCAAUAAAGAAUUGUGUCCAAAAUUCCUUUACUGUGGAAAAAGAUCUAUUUAAUUUAAACCGUCCAACAUUAGACUUUAACCCCUUAAGGACCAAACUUCUGAAAUAAAAGGGAAUCAUGACAUGCCACACAUGUCAUGUGUCCUUAAGGGGUUAAUAUGAAAUGAUCCUGGUUUGUGCUGUAGACUCAUUUCCUGUAUAACAGCUUACUAAUAUACAUUUGCCACAAACAUUUAUGUGAUUUAAACCAAUUUACAGUUUACCCUUGCAAAUAGUCAUUUGUAACAUAGUAGAAAAUGUAACUAACAAAAGGGUAUAUUCCAUUAGUAUCUCUCAUUAUUGAUACUCUAUAUUCCUGUGAAAAUUGACAUUUUAGUCGUGUACAGUAAAUUAACUCCAUGUACCUGCAAAAUUGGGAUACUUUAAAAUAUACAAAAAACAGAACUCCUCUCACUUCCACCUUGUUUAACCCUUUGAGUGCCAGAUGUGUGCGCUCAACCCUUGCAGUACAAUGUUUUGGGCACCCCUCUGGCACUCAAAGGGUUAAUCACAGUGGGGCUCAAAGUGUCUGAUGGUGUAUUCCACACCAGGUGCUGUUUUAUAGUGUUGAAUUUUUCUUUCUCUGGUUAAUUUCAGCACUCAUCUGAGAAGCUGAACAAAGGUGGCAGCUUGUUCCCCUACGAAAUCAAUGGUAAGUAUUUUUUUGUGAAACCGUAGCAGAUUUGUUUCAUUUCUUUUAAAAAGAGAACUUAGGUAUACAGUGGUGUUUAAAAAAACAAAAAAACAAAACAAAAAACAAAUCAGAUGCAAUGGAAAGAAGACUUGAAAAUUCAACCUCAGAGCCUGUUGGAUUCAGCCGCUUUCUAACAGUGCUUUGGACUCAAUAGCUGAUGCUGGUUUUGUAAGCUGCUUUACACAGUAAAAACAGUCCAACAUUUCGGAAUGCUGUGGAUGGCAUAUUUCAAGCUUUUCCUCUUAUUGUAACACUUAAAAAAAAAAAAAAUACAAUCAACCAGGUGGCUCUCAGACACAAAAGAAAAAAAGAAAAAAAAUCAGGCUUCCUUGUUGCUCCUGAAAACAAUCAAUAUUGGUACUAAAACGAGCUAAAAAACUAAAUUUCAAACAUUAAAUCAAACAAAAGUAAAUAGGUGAAGCUUCCAAAAAGGUCCCAUGCCUACCUAUAUUUGAUUUUAGCGGAUUCAGUUUACCUAUUGAUUCCUAUGUCUUUUGCCUCUAUGGGUGAAAUGGAUCUGCUUCGGACGAUUUUUGGGACUAGCCUCUGUUGUAUGUUCCUGGGUGUAGAAUAAAUCUCAUGUCCUUAUAAAGAUUCAUUAAUUAUAGUUCCAGAUAGGAGAUGGUGGAUAUCAAUAUUUAUAGAAAAUAAAAAUGUCUGUAAUUUAAAGAUUGGAAUUAUUUCCAUUCGUACCAUUCAGUGCAUCCUAUAGCGAUGCAACUAUUGUGAGCACUUGAUUUUCCCCAUGUUUUUCUCCAUAAUUUACUGAUCUGUACAAAACACUAUUUUGUAAUGCAUGUUUAAGUUUGAUUUUGCAAGAUUUUAACAACUUUCUUUUUCUUUUCUUUUUUUUUGUCUUCUUUCAUACUUUAUCUUUGCAGAAAAUGAAUCUCCUUGGAAAGACAGCGGCUACCCACUCAGGAAUGAACUUAACAAGAAUGACCUAUUGUCCUUCGGAGUGUGCCCUUUUAGCUCAGGCAUUGGCCUGCAAUGGCAGAAAGAGUCCUCCAAUAACUCUAUGGUAUCUGGAUGGAUAAGUGAUUUUAAUCUCAAUGACAGCUUUGGGCAGCCUCUGGCACCACCAACCAAAAGGCAUUGCAGGUCAUUGUCUGAGCCAGAUGAACUGUCUCGCUGCUGGUCACCUUGGAAACCCAGUUGUUCCAAAGUUUGGACUUCUGUAUCAAAGAGACGAUGCAACAGUGGUGGUAGUACUACUUUGCAACGAUGCAACAGCCAUGGCGCUGCCACCCUUCAGAGAAGCACAAGUGUCAGCCUGCCACCAAAUGCCCUGUCCAACAACAACCACCUAUUUGCAGUCACCACCUGCAACAUUUCCCCUGUUCCAAGGCCAUCAUCUGCCAGCAGUGGAUUUGUGGACAGUAGCGAAGGAAGUGUAAAUUCUAGCAUCCACAUUAACUCUGGUGGACCUUGUGAUUUCAACCACAAAAGACGCCUUUCCCUUUCUCAGGAACAUAUCAAGGAGAAUGGAGACCUCUUGCCUUCAGCCAACAGCACACCCACCUCAACUCCGGAACUCAUCAGGCGUCAGGGCUUGCUGAGGUGCCGUUCCCAGCCAUGUGUGCUCAAUGAAAGAAAGACCCGUCUAAAACGCAGACGCGACGAGGAUGUCAGAUGGAGCCGGCCUUCUUUGAACUUUUUUAAAAUGACCAGGGUAAGUCUUGCUCCUAAACCAUCUCGUAGCAAACAGUUUGUUGAGGUGACCAACUAGUUAUGUAUAUUUUUUUUAUCUCAGAUGCUUGAGUUAUUCUAAGUAGAAGUGAAUAAAUUGUGCAGGGGAUAAUAUUAAUUUUUUUAGAACUCAUCAAAUUAAAUACAAAUAUGUAAGUAUUCUUAAUUUUUGCCACUUUUAUCGAAAUUUUUUUUGAAAAUAUGCCUGCAUAUGGAUAAUAACUUGUUAAUGGUAUAUGUCUGGACAUUUUUUGCAAUCGACAUACAAGCAUAACGUCAAAACUCCUUCCAUUACUUUUAUUUUUCCAAUUUCCGUAUUACCACAGUCAUGUAUGACCACAGUCCAUUUUAUAUUUAUAUAUUUAACUUAUAUCCAGUAUUGUUUAGUGGAUUGCUGAAAGAAUUUCAGAAAUGUAAAACACCCAUUUUUAUCGCUCUGAAAAUAUAUUAAAUCCUGCCAAAUAAUGGUUCUUGUGGCAGUAUUGUGAAGAUAUUGCUUUAUUUAAUCUGGAUUGUCUUUCCAUUCUCAUUUUAGCCUUAUCUUUUGGCUGCUGGGCAUGGUGAGCAAUUGGGAUUUAAAAUGAUUGUACAAAGGGAGGGACUGAGCCUUGUUUUGCCACAGGACAUAACGUCUAGCAGUCUGUGUAUCAAACUUGAGCUAUACUGAAGGCUGACUCAGCAGGUCAAAUAUCAGUGAAUUAAUGCUUAUCCUUGUUCCAUAGUAGACAAACAAGUCCCAUGGUACUCAGUCAGCCCAUGGGUGGUGGGUGAUCAUCGAAGUUGUUGUAAUUGGCUGAUCACAAGCGGUUAUUGAAUCUUCUAUAGAAUAUCUGACAUGCCCUGGUAGACAUAUAGGGUAAUGAUUUAUUUCCUCCAUGUACUAACUGAAAAUAGGGAAUAUUUGUCUCCAGUCUAUGCGUAGGCUACACUUUAGAUAGAAAAAAAAUUGAAACUAGAGACCACAGUUUAGCAUAUAGGAUGAGUGUCUGUAUUUUAACAUUGUCAGGGUUACUAACCAAAGUGAGAAUUCAAAGUGAAUUGCAAAUUUAAAGGGACACUAUAGUCACCAGAACUACAACUUAUUGAAUCUGUUAUCUUUUCAGAGAAAAUGCAGUGUUUACAUUACAGCCUAGUGAUACCUCCACUGGUCACUCCUUAGGUGGCUGCUAAUGGUGCUUCCUGGGGCAGUGCUGUACACCCUCUGCAUGGAGACACUCAACUUUCCUCAUAGAUAUGCAUUGAUUUAAUACAGCUCUACAAGGAUAUGCUGAUUGGCCAGGGCUGUGUUUGACUGCUUAAGUAUUCCUCAGCAAACACAGGACAUGCGGUCAAUACAGAAAUAUCUUAAAUUGGCCCAUACCAGACUGCCUGUGGUCUGUCAAAGCAGGGUACCUCUCGCUUUUUCUUCUAACAAACACCAAAUUUUUUUUGUACUGCUUAGUAUAGUCCAUCUGUUCUUCCACUCCAAGGUUUCAAUUAUGUUCCAUCAUGGUUUUAAGAGGAUCUGGCCUACAUUUCAUUAAGAACCAAUAAUAGAAAUAGAAAUAGUAUUACUCUUGGCGUUUAAUAGACCCAUGUCAUACUUUUAAAACUCUCUAGAACAGUUAUUGUAAUUGGUUCUUCUGUAUGACGUUACUUUGGAUUGAAUGUAAUGGAGAUUAAGCCAGUCUAAAGCUAGAAGUGCGAAUGUUUCUGUGCCUAAACUUGCUCUGGAUGGAACCUAGAAAGUCCCAGCCCAAACUAUUCUAGAAACCCCCCAAAUUACUAGCUACUUACUAAGCUUAAGAGCCAUGAUCUGGGAAAGGGGGAAGGAGAGGGGUGGGGAUUCACCUGUUUCUCGCAAACUUCUGUAGAACUGAUCUUUCAUAGUUGUAUACUUGUCUAAACUUGACUCGAGGCCUUUGCUGCGAUAAUGAAUGAAAACAUCUUAGAUACAUGGAAAAUAUACAGCUCUAUUAUCUUUUAUCUAGCUCAGCGGUUCCCAAAGUGUGGGUCGCCGGGGAGUCAGGCAAGCAGACUGAUCAGGAGGGGGACUGGCGGCUUUCCCUGGAUGCCGACGGGCUCCCUCCAAUCAGUCUGCCCAGCACCUCCGGUCUGGACCGUGUGAUGGAAGUCUCGCGAGCACCCAGAGCGUUACCAUGGCCACACUCGGGGAGCUCGCAAGACUUUUAUAACACUGUCUGCAGCUCUGCAACUGGCGGAGCUCAUACCGGAGCGUUAACCCACUGGACCACCAGGGAUGUUUAAAGAAGGCAGGGCACACCCCCACCCCCCAAACAAUGCACACCCCCACUGUAACCCCUACUCUGCCUGCCCUCCUCCCCCCCACUGUAACCCCUUCUCUGCCUACCCCCCCACUGUAACCCCUUCUCUGCCUACCCCCCCACUGUAACCCCUUCUCUGCCCCCCCCACUGUAACCCUUCUCCCCUGCCCUCUCCCCACACUGUAACCUUUUCUCCCCCUGCCCCUCUCCCCACACUGUAACCCUUUCUCCCCUGCCCCCCACACUGUAACCCUUUCUCCCCCUGCCUGCCCACUGUAACCCUUUCUCCCCCUGUCUGCCCACUGUAACCCUUUCUCCCCAUGCCUGCCCACUGUAACCCUUUCUCACACUGCCCCCACACUGUUACCAGUACACACACUCCCUCCCACACUGUCACCCUCACCUCCUGUCUCUGCGUGUCCUUUUGUGUCAGUUUGUGUGUGGGAAACUAAGUGUCAUUGUGUGUAUCGCUGUGUCAAUGUGUGUAUUUGUGUCUGUGUGUGUGUAUACACUGCACACAUAUUCCAUACAAAAAACAUGCUUACAUUCAAACACACAUUGUGUAUAUGAAUAUUUUAUAAACACAAUAUACACACAUUGCAUCCACUACACACACACACACACUGCAAUCAAACUCAAACAUUACAUACAAACACACCCCUGCAUUAGAACACUAAAAUGAUCUACAAACACCCCUUCAUUCAAACACCAACACUACACACAAAAGGCACACCUGCAUUUAAAGUCCUACACUACAUAUACAUACACCCCUGCAUUCAGACGCAAACAUUACAAACAAGUACACCACUACAUUCCAAUGGCAACGGUACAUACAAAUACACCCAUACAUGCACACAUAUACUUAAUACAAAAACAUGAUUACAUUAAAACGCUCAAACACUGCUCACAAAUAUAACCCUGCAAUGAUGCACAAAUGGUAGAUCCCCAUCUGGCAUUGCAUUGUUGAAGUUCUCCGACAGAUGGAGAUCUACCUUUUGGCCACACUUGCACUAAAGGGGGGCCUGGAAAACAUGCUUGCACCAGGGCCCUCUCUACAUUAGUUCCACCACUGGGAUAAUCAAUGUGAGGUGCCUGGAUGAAAGAGCAGGACAACAGCACUUCUGAUUCUGAGUCUGUGAGUAAGCAGUUGUAGGUCUCUAAAACUGAUUGUCAUAAUGUGCCAAGUUUCUGCCUCUAAAACUGCCAUGAUAUAUCAAAAUGAUGCCUCUAAAAUUGCCAUGUUAUGCCAAUUUUAUGCAUCUAAAGCUGAUUGCCAUGGUGUGCCAAUUGUAUGCUUCUGAAACUGAUUGCCAUGGUGUGCCAAGUUUAUGCAUCUAAAGCUGAUUGCCAUAGUGUGCCAAGUUUAUGCAUCUAAAGCUGAUUGCCAUGGUGUGCCAAGUUUAUGCAUCUAAAAGUGAUUGCCAUGAUAUGCCAAGUUUAUGCAUCUAAAAGUGAUUGCCAUGGUGUGCCAAUUGUAUGCAUCUAAAGCGUAUUGCUAUAGUGUGCCAAUUGUAUGACUCUCGAGCGGUUUGCCAUGGUGUGCCAGUUGUAUGCCUCUGAAGCUGAUUGCCAUGGUGUUCACUUUUUAAAAUACGCAUUAAAAGCAAGUGGAUCUCGAAAAAUUACAGUUUUGAAAAGUGGGCCUCGACUCAUAAAAGUUUGGGAAGCCCUGAUCUAGCUGAUCCAUAAGGUACAGAACAAGUACAGACAGCCUCUGCCAGUCCAGCUGCUGUGGAAUAUGAGUCCACUAAAGGCUGGAGCGAUGAAUCUCAUUAUUCCACAGCAGCUGGAGAGAUUACUUAUUCCUAGUGUGGACUAUCAUACUUAUGCAUGUGUUAAAGGCAGGGAUGGCCAAAAGUUAGCUCUCCAACUGCACCUCCCUAGGCAGGCAGAACAUAUUGGGAAAUCCAACCUUGCGAACUCUUUGCCAUAAGUGCUGUAAACACUUCCAAUAUCUGUCCAAUCUGCUGAGAUAGAGAACGUACACGGUAUAGCCCUAUAAACGAAUCCAUGUGUUGUAUAUCACGUUAUAUCUGUUACCAAAGUGUGUUUCAUUCCAAGUAAAGAAACAAACUUUCCAGGGGUUUAUAGUAAUUUAAUUUUUCAUUCCAGCCAGCCCCCAUGCUGUGAUCUGACCUACCUGCAAGCAUGCGAAAGUAUGUGAAAUUAUUCUCCAAAGGACAACUUUUAAAUAGCAUUCAUUGCAUGUGUAUAGAACGCUAAGGUUUCACCAAAUUUUCAUGAAAUUUAGCUUUUGGUCCUUAUGAGAUAAAGUUUGAAUUUAGAGCUCUCCUGCCACACAUGCAGACACACACAGGCUUAUAUUCAGUGCUUGCUGUCUGUCAGUGACCUGAAGGAAUAGAGCACAAUAGACCUCUACAUACUGGAAUUCCAAAAACCUUUCAGUUCUGAACUUAAAGGGACACUAUAGUCACCAAAACAACUUUGGCUUAAGGAAGCGGUUUUAGUGUAUAGAUCAUGAUCCUGCAGUCUCACUGCUCAAAUCUCUGCAAUUUAGGAGUUAAAUCUCUUUUAUUUCUGUCCCUGCAGCCGUAGUCAUCUGUCCCCUGGCUGUGACGCACUCACUUUCAAUUAGAUGUAACUUACUUUAAAAAUUAUUAUUGCCUGCUCUCUAAAGUGAACAUUUAUUAUACGCAGAAUGUUUCUGUGGGGUCUAGCAAGCUAUCAACAGUGCAGAGGAAAAUACAUUUUAAAUUAAAUACAAUUCCUAAAUGAAGGAAGUAUAAACAUUAGCUGACUCUUUACAGGAAGUGUUUAGGAAGGCUGUGGAAGUCACAUGCAGGGAGGUGUGACGAGGGUGCAUAAAUAAAGUGAUUUAACUAAAUGGCAGAGGAAUUGAUCAGUGACACUGCAGGGAAAUGAACUAUACACCUAAACUGCUUCAAUAAGCUAAAAUUGUUUUGGUGACUAUAGUGUCCCUUUAAAUAUCCAUUGUACAACAAAUCUGGGUGAAACAGUGUUUUUAGAAUUGGCUUAAGCUAUCAAAGCCAAAAUGGAAUUGUUGGUAUUUUUUUGUUACCUCUACAUUUAAAUGUAUUUAUAAUACUGCAUCAUUUUUUUAAAUAUAUAUAUAUAUAUAUAUAUAUAUAUGUGUGUGUGUUACAGAUCAUUUGAUAAUUUGGGGUAAAGUUUGUGUUUGAAAAAACAGGGAAUGGCUUAUGUGCUAAUUUUAAAAUGUUAGAAAGAUCCUGUUGCCUUUGAUAAAAAAAUAUGCAUAUAAUUGUACAGAGAACUUUUCUUUCUUUCUUUUUUUACACACAAAGUGUAGUAGAUGCGUGGAAUAGUCUUCCUGUAAGUAUGUUAGACUAAUUCCAUUCCAUUAUGGUGUGUCAGCUACACCAUUCUAAUUCCUUUCUUAUGCAUCAUGAUCUGUUUACAAAACUACAGUUUCAUCAUGUACAUAAUUUUAUUUUUAUUUAUAUAUUUUGAAAAUUUGCAGAUUGCUUUGGAAAUAUGGUCACCAAAAUGCUGUUUGCUGAUCACACCAUUGCAGCUACAAAUUCCCUAUAUAUGCAUCAUAGUUCAUAAAGCUAUACUGAUCCAUGUUUCCUCAAGGCAAUCAAAUGCUCUAUUUUAUUUUAUUUCUUUCAAAUUUUGUUAUGCGUGCUAAAAUGUUUUUUGAAUGGUGCAUUACAUUUCCCAGUACUCAACUACAUCCUUUCAGUGCAACCAUUUUGAUUUGACUUACCAUGCCAUUUGGUUUUAAAUAUAAAUCUUCCUUUCCCGUAUUUAGUGACAUUAUUAGAUGUAAAAUUGUGUGAUUGAUUGCUAGUGUAGGAAAAUCUGAGGCUUUUUCUGCCAUUUGACUUGCUGGUACUUGACACCUGUAUCCCAAGAAUUAAAAUGCCAGCCAAGGUGCAUAUUGGGUUUCAGUUCAGACAGACAAACAUGAGCUUGUGAAUGGGAGGCCUUCAUAUUUUCCAGCUAAUAGUUUAGCGAAAAUACGUUAACUAAUUUUUUAAGACAGCUGUUUGACCUUGCCGGAAAUAAAUCUGUGGGCCCUUUGGGAAUUUCUACCAUUAUCUAACAAUUCUGGCUCAGUGCUCCAGUUUGUGCGGCCGACCCGGCAAUAAACCAUUCUUCUACUUUCUCCUGCACGCAGAAGAUAAACACCAAGUCUGAUAUUUCCAGCAGAAAACCGUCUCCUUCCGCCAAAAUAGCUUUAACGUGUGCAUUCAAGAAUAUCCGGAACUAUUUUGCAUUAUUUGGGCACGGAUUGUGUGUAUGCAGGUUAAAGCCAGCCGUUAAAAAUAAAACUGUGUUGUAGAAGAGAGUGAUUUAUUGAGUUGUGUCCCAGCAGGCUUCUGUCUCUUAUUAGUUAUCUAUAUUCUCAUUAAUCCUCAAAGUUUGGCCCACUCGCAUGCUUCCUGCAAUGAGCACUGCAAGUAAGUGAAGAUAAUAAAAUUAAAUUAAAUUACAUUUUUAUUUUUGUUGGGAGGCAUUGGAUGCUAGUUGGUUAUAGCACCAGAGAGUGCUCAUUUAAGCCAAGUUCAAUAGACUAUGGCAGGGGUAGGCAACCUUUUAGCAGCACUGUGCCGAUAUAGGAUUGUGAUGUCCCGUAGCGUGCCGAUACUAUUUUUUUUAAAUUGAGGUGUGUAUGCUGCCGUAUUCUGCUUGUUAUUUUUACUGUAAUUGCUUUGUAUCGUUGUAUUUGUGCGUAUAUUGUAUAUGUUCAUUAGUAGUUUAUGGUAUCUUGUAUGAUACAUAUGAAUGUGGGCUGUGUAUGAGGGCUGCUUGUGGAAUUGUGUGUGGAUGGAUCUGUCACACUGUGUGUUUGGUAGUGUUUGGGGGCUGUUUGGGAUAUUGCAUGUGAGAGCCUGCAUGUGGGGUUGUGUGCAUGUGUGUGGAUUGUUAGUGGUGUUGCGUUUGUGGGGAUUGUGUGUGUGUAUGUUUGUGUGUGUGCUGUUAUUCUGCAUUUCUGUGUAUAUCUAGCAGUGUGUGUGGCUUCCAUGGGUUCUAGUGGGGACCAGACUGGCCAGUUACAGGUCAAGGACAGGAGCUGCAACACCAGCUGCGGGCUGCUCUACUACAGUGUGGAUUCCCAUCUAUCCUUAAGUGCAUUCUCCAUGUUGGCUUACAUUGCAAAAUGUAGCAAUCCCAAUAGUUGUUACACCAGCUUUCUUCUUCAGAGUUCACAUUAAUCUUGGCUGAGUCUUAAGUUCUAUUAAUAUUAACCAGCCCUUUGUCCGUUAGUCUGUGUGUGUGUGUGUGUAUAAAAUAUACGUGUGUACAUAUACAAAUGUAUUUUAACCCCUAUUUUUUAGUAGCUUGUAUUUUGUGAUGUACGGUAUACUCUGACAAUAAGCAGUGUUUUACGUUUAGGGACUGCAUGUUUAUUUUCUUCUAUUCUAAACAUCCUGCAGGAUGAAUUCUUUCUUUUUUUCUAGUAAAACCUGGCUCUGGUUUAUUUGUAUGCUAAUAAAUGAGCUACAUUUUAUUUAUUUUUUUCCUUUUUUAUCCUGGCCUACAUAACAUUUACAUAACAUAUUUUCCACUCGACCAUAUGAUUGCAUUUGCCAUUUAGUAUAAAGAAAAUUUUUCAAUGCAGUUUUGCAUGGAAGAGCUAUUGAUGGACUACAAUUCCCAAGAUCCUUCUCACCUAUAAGGUGUCUAUCAUCAUGCAAGCUGCAGGUUGGUUAACCUUGAAGUGAUCAUUACUCCUGGCUUAAAAUACCAUGUUAGUGGCCUGCAAUGUAAACUCAUUAAGCAAAGGAAAGAUAUGAAUUCUUCUGCUUUUUAGCGGUUAGUGAGUCACUUCCCCAGUGUUAACAGUGACCAAAGUUAAGUUUCCAGAUGACAGAGCCUAUGUGGUAUCUUGCAUGUAAGAACAGCUGGUAAUCAGUCUUUCUCUACUUGUCAUCUGCUUUGAAUGGUAAAAAGUUAAUGUUUAAACUCCCCAGCACACAAGGAUUGUGAGAAAUGAACUAUAUAUAUUCUUUUGUAGCUGUCAUUUACAGAGCUAUUCAAUCAUAAGGUGCUGUGAAAAUCUCCAUAUAUAACCAAUAGCGCGCACACACACAUACUGUUUUUUAUUUUCAAACAUAUAAUAUAGAUAGGAACUAGACUUUUGCCUUCCCCACCAUCCUUAUGUUGUUUUUUUUUGUUGUUUUUUUUUUGUAGCUUGUCACCAUGGCAACCCUAAAAGGUUGACUGAACCACAGUCCUGCAAAAAAAAAAAAAAAAAGACUUUUGAAGAUCAGAAAUAGGCCCCACUGAAUUGGCAGCCACGUUUUUUUAGGUCAGAUCUCAAGGAGUUGGGGUACCCUGUUGGACUUGUGCAUAAACAAUUCCAGCAAGCCAUACCGGCACUCCACUAAGUCAAACCCAGGUGCAGCUCUCUGGGUAGCCCCAAGCUUCUCCAGUACUGUACAGCAAUCACAAAAAGGAAAAUAACACUGGCUAAAGUUUCACAAAAUAGAUUUUUAUGCAACUUUGCUCUGUGUUGUAACUUUAUUGUGAUUGCUGUUGACAGUCACUAGGGCACAAUUUGGAAGGCCUUGGUAUGGGAUAUCUACCCUUACUAGUUUUUAUUUUAAAUGCCUGCGUUUGUGAUACUUUUUUUUUUUUUCUAUUAUUUUUUGUUAAGUAGGGUGUAAACCUGUCAAUUUCACUGCAGUCUGUUUAACAUCACCACAGACUCACGAUGCUGGGAGUCCUAAGGCAAAAGGGCCAUGUUUCCAUUCAAACGGUCUCCGUCAUGCUACAUUCCAGCUUUGCAAAGGUCAAAGGAAGGGGUGAAAUAAAUGGUAAAAGUGUUUUGUAAACUUGAAGUUACAUGCUGCUUCUCUUUUUAAAGAGACUCAAAUAUCUUGUACCCUGCGUGUCCUUAUAUGAAAGCAAAAUGCUUAUGUAAAUGCAGGAAAUAUUAUGGGUGCGGGGGUGCAAACAAAACCCGUUUUAUGGGAGUCCCACUGUGUUGGUAGCAUAUCCAAGUUUUUGUUUUUUUAGAUUAGGUGAUGAGAUGCAGAAUCUGUUUAGGCAGUGUAUUAAAAGGGCUCAAAAUUUUACUCGCUCCGUGGGGGAGUGGCUAACCCACUGCAUUGGGUUCCAGCAGAUGUCAUCACCCAAGAGGAGCUGCAAUAUCAAUAAUUUUGGAGACAUAUUUUUAGUAUAGUACAUCGGUACACAUUGUGUGUUAGCUUUGAGUUUCAUAUCCUAGUAUUUUUAUUUACAUCACCCUCACUGCCACCACUCACACAAUUACAUAUAGAUUAGCACUUAGAUUUACAAAAACAAUCUAAACCUCCGAUAUCAACAACUUUCCAUUCACUAUAUGUUUGCAUAAUUGCUUUGCACACACAUGUGCUGAUUUCGUAUGAACCAGUUUAUUUCAAGGAAGCAAUAAUCGUACGAGCACAUAUUUUUUUUUCCUCCUUCGUCAAAGCAGAGUGUUUUUCCUGUAUUUUGUCCAUGUUAGUCACUUUGUAAGAAAGUAGUUUUAUAGAUAUCUUAAUAUUUUUUUUUAUCAGUAGAUAGUGGGUGUGUUCAGGUAUCCGUGCAUCUGGUGAUUGGAAGAAUUGUAAGGAUUAAAAAAUGGCCAAGUCCAGCAUGGCACAACAUCGCUGUGAUAACAAAGAUGCUGGCUGCUUCCUAUAGUCGAACAAAAAAAAUCUGCUAUAAUUAAAACUUAGGCGAUUCUACUCACCUGACUCAUUGCCAUAUUAAAGUAUCUACUUGUUUUGCCACCCCCUGAUCAGAGCCUUGUACAGUUCAGCUCACAGGUUUAGAGUGACUGGACUGUGUUAACUGUGAAUUUUGAACUUUAAAAUAGUUUUAAAGAUUCCUCAGGUAGCCAUUUAUUUACAUUGCAGUUUUUAAGCACUGUAUAAGUAAGCCAUUUCCAUUGGCAAACUAGGUCACCUAUUAAUCUCUGCUAACCACUUAGGUUACAGCCCUAAACAUACAAGGAUUUUUUUUGUGUGCUUAAGGUCCAGUGUUUCACUGACCCUGCUAUUGAAUAGCUCUUUGGGGGCAACUCAUUUUAUUAUCUGAUGUGUGAUAGUUGUCACAGUUGAUGAGAUAAUAGGCCAAUACUUUUUUUUUUGUUUUUUGUUUAAACAGUGGUUAAUUAAGCCAUUUAUAGGAAACCUUCAGUGGGCAGCGACUACAAAAUAUUUUUGACACAGGGGAAAAUAAACUAUACAUUGUGUGAAAGGUGAGAUAGAGUGGUUGAUGGGCCGCCAUUUUCCCCAAGGGCUCUUUCAUACAUGAUGAAAGUCUUGCCAAAUUGGAAACAAACAAUGCUAUGAUGAAAUGACAUUGAAGACUUUGUGUGUUUUUCCGCUGUUUGAGAAUUCAGAACAUCUCCAAGGUGUGUACAAUUAUUUAAGUUGACUUUGGCAAACCCCAGUCUGAAUUCAAUUUAACACCAGGCUCAGGAUCAUCCAACACCACAUCAGUAUUUUUAAACAAUGGCUGGCAGUGUCAAUUUUUUAUUGUGCUGUAUCCUGUUUAUUAAAUAUUUUUAGUUAGAUUUGUAUAUAAGAAGAAGCAACAAAACAGGUUGCCCAUUUUACUGUAUAUAAGAGCUGUGAAAUUUCUGUGUAAUGUGCCUUUUUAUAGCAUAGGACUCAAACAAAGGAAAUCAUUCUUCAAUUGAUGCAGGAAAUAUAAAUACAUGUAAGUUUUUAACUCAAAAGUAGUCUGCAAAAAAAAAAAUCCCAGCCAUUGAGCAGCAACUCCUAUGAUGCUCAGAUGUCGUGAUUAGAUAAGUGCAGGAUAUUAACUUGCACAAUCCGUUCUUUCACCAGCAUUUCCUGGCAUGUAAAAAGAUGUUGCAGAAGUAAUCUGAAAGUGUUGUAACCUUUGUUUGAUAUUCUGUUGUAGAGUGUAUAUAGUUUAUAUUUAUGUACAUUUAUAAGAUCGAUGAGUACAUGUUCUCAGCAGGUAGUGUAGAUGCCCACUGGUGAAUCAACACAUUUGGUGUUCAUGAAUAUCUAAAACAAAAUUCUUUCUCAUGAGCUAAAUUGUAUAAUUUUGAUUUAACUUGAUUUUUCUUCUCCUAAAAAAUAAGAAAAAAACAAAACUGUUAUUUUAGCAUAGGAAAACCCCCUCUCCAAGCAUGCAAGAUUUUCUUGAUCUACUUUUUCUGAUCUGCCCCAUGGCAUUAGGACAAUGCACAUGGUACUUCAGCAGGUGAUGGUUUUCCCAAAGUGUGGCCGGCCAUGAAGAUAGUUAGCAUGGCAUCCACUUAUACUUAUUCUCCUCUUUUAUAUGGCCCAUCUCUCUUUCCAGAGAGGACUUUUCCUUUUGAGUGCAGUCUAUGUAUGAUGUGAGUCUUGUCAUUGGCACACCCCAUAGGUCCACCGACCUACUUUACGAUUUCAUAUAUCCCAGUUUUGAUUGGUAUGCAUGGGACCAUCCUGGAAAAUGUAACACAACAGAGCCACACGAGCAAAGAUUAGCCCAGCAUUGAACUUGGGACCUUGAUGGUCAAGUGCAAUCUUGGGUUAAUGUCCGGGACAUUACCCCUUCCUUGAAAGUAUGAUGGCUGAUAAAGUUCACUCAGUGAGACCCUUUAGAUGACACAAACUGUCAAGUGGUACUUUGUUGUAUGAUUUAACCUCUAAACUUGAUUUCCUUCUCUUUUCUACUUUCCCAAACAUUCGCAAAAGAACAAACAGUCCCAAUAAAAGGGAACUUUAAAAAAAGGCUGCCUGUUUUGAUGUGCCUUGAUUGUAUACCGCUUUGAGGACACAAAGUAUAUAUACCAUAUGUAAUCUAGUCAGAAUGUUCCACAUUCCUCUGAAAUUACUUUAAACACUCGGAAAAAGAGAUUUGCUCUCAUGGAAUGUGAAGUGUCCAUCACUGUUUUGAUCUUUCUUGCUUUGCCAAAUUACUGAUGACCUCAGCAUAUGAUUUAAUACUAUGUGAUAUUAUCCUAGUGCAUAUUAAUACAAAAAGACAUGGUUUGACUUAAUGGCCAUGUCUUUAUUUUUACCCUCAAGCUUCCCUAACUUCGUAAUUAUGGUCAGUGCUUGGGAUAAUAACACAAAAUCCUCUGUUAAAAAAAUAUUAUUUUCCAAGCUUUGAAGACCUAGUUAGGGAUCUCAGAUGGACAACAUUUUAUUUUUGUGCUACUUUAUCAUAAGACACAUUUGUUUUAGUAGUUAAAUGGACAGCAUAGUCACCAGAACAACUACAGCUUAAUGUAGUUGUUCUGGAGAGUACAGUAAACACUGCCAAUUCAGAGAAAAGGAAGUGUUUACAUUGCUGCCUAGGGACACCUCCAGUGGCAGUCACUCAGAUGGCUACUAGAAGGGCUGCCUGGGUCAGUGCUGCGUGGAGAUGCUGAACAUUUUGCAUAGAGAUACAUUGAAUGCAUCUCUAUGAGGAGAUGCUGAUUGGCUUUGCUCUCGCCCCAUCUCCUUGGCUGAGAGCAUCAUAAUUGACUGUCUCAGCCAAUCCUAUUGGAAAGCAUUGGAUUGGCUGAGAUUGCUAAUUCUGAUGAUGUCAGCCAAGGAGGCAGUUUCGGGGGCUGGUCCUGCGCUAGCAUACCUCUGCGGUGUUCGCAUAAAAAUUAGAUUUCUGCUUAUUUAAGGUGGACACGUUUGUAUUUUUGACUCUAUAGUGGUCCUUUAACAUUGAAAUCUAACAGAUAAAGAAUGUCAUUUUACAGGAGAAUAAAAAUAAAUCAAGGCACAUUAAUGAUGUGAAAACAUGAAUCCAUUUAGGGAACACUUUAAAUAGCAUUCACUAUUUUAUUUUAUUUUUUUAUAUUGAUGACCUCGGUCUUUGAUACCCUAUUAUCAUUCUGUGCCUUAACGCAUUCUGACAUUGAAUCAUCAUCAUUGUAAUUGACCAAGGGCUGGUGGUUACCUAUGCCACAUGGUUAUGUUAAAGAUAUUUUCCAGGGUUCAUCCAUGAAUGGAAUUUCUGAUAAAAUUCAGGGCUGCCUCUUCCAUCCUACUGGCUGCUUUAACUUUCAGCAGCUACUUUGUACUUGGAGGACGUGUGAUUGGGAGUGCAGAUGGCGUUUUAACUAGCAUUACCUAAUUCCUUAUAUGCAUACAUCAGCUAAAUAUAUAUGUAAGAAUAUCCCAUAAAGGAAAUGCUGUAAUGCUCACUUGUGACCUAUAAUGUUUGCUUCCUUCUCCUUUUUUCUUCCCUGCAAUCUGGAUACAUCUAUGUUGUCUUUUUCUUUCCAAAUGUAAAAAUUAAAGAGGACGGUGUUAUAAUGUUGGGUUUGAUUAUCUCCCAGUUCCAGAUGUGUGCGGACUAGUCCCGCUCCAACAGAAUGUCCAAUCCUGCAGAUCUCCAAAGCAUAGCUAUUGAAAAUCAGCCCUGGACCCUCUUGUUAUUAGGCUACUGUUACCAUAGUUCACUGCCAAGGCUAUGCAGCUGGAUACCCUGUGAGCCGAAGUUCAAACUGUCUUCAAGCAUUUUUGGAAGCAUUCCCACCCUGUUGUGUGUUUGUGAUAAAUUACUGUUAAAGCAAACAUGCCUAUUGAAGAAAAAGUUAUUUUUAAUAAGUACUUAUUUUUUUCACUUAAAGCUUAAAAUGGUUGCUUUUUUACAAAAAUAUACAUCCUACUUGCUUUAGCUUAAUACAACACUAUGACAUGUAGUCCGCUAAAUGAAACACUAUUAGUGGGGCAAAAAAAUAAAGAUUUUUGACUGGUAUCUUUUAAUAUUUGACGGAUCCCCAUUUUGUACUCUUGUGCAUUUUUGAGAGAAAAAUAAUAACCAUGGCUCUUGGCAGAUGAGGCUGACAGGUGUUCUAGACACAGAUGAAAUAGUUAUGUAUAUCUGCCUACGCUUUCUCCUCUGAGAUGCCACACUGUACGCUUAUAUAUUUACCUUUUUCGAAAAAUACCAAAAAGACCCCAGAAGUAACGAUGCCUCUUUAAAUGUGUGAUUGAGACCGUUCUUGAUGCGCCUUUCAAUAUGAUUCAUUUUUUCCAUUCAUUUAUAGCUGGCUUCUGCAAUAACAUGUGCUUCUAUAUUUAAGACUAACUUGCUUUUCUUUUUAAGGGCAAAUGUCCCCUUUCAGUUUACAUUCAAAACUAAUAUUUAUUGGGGUGUGGAGUGAAGCAAAGUACAACAGAAACCUACACGGCUUUUCCUGGUACUGGCUGUAACAUCUUCCCAACCUUUUUAUUCUUAUUUAUGCUAUUUGCGAGGAAUAUGCACCCCGAAUUUCACCCAUGAUCCUUUGCUUUCACUCACUUGCUUUCUCACAGCUUCAUUGGACAGCAGAAAUAUACUUUGUAUGCCAGGCCAUGCCUUGACAUCAUGCUGCAUGAUGUAAAUCCGUAAAAAAAAAAUAUAUAUUUAUAGAUAUAUUUUUUUAAAUAGUCCAGCUUGUAGAUAAAUCAUAGCUUUUUGGUAUUUAGCUAUAAAGUGUUGUAAAACAUGAGUUACAUUUUAUUUCAUCCAGAUUGUUUGCUUUCUGUACUUGGAAAAGAGAACAACUUUUCUAAAAGCAGCCCUUCUUCCCUUGGCUUUGAAGGUCUGCAGCUUUAUUGUUUGUUUCUAUUUUAUUAGUGAUCACACAUUGUACAAUGGGUAUAUGAACUUUAUUUGUAAUACUUGUAAUACACAAACAAAUUUAGGUAAAUCAGAACUCAAGUGACUAGAAGUCUCUGAUCAUAUAAGAAAAUCCUUUUCUUUUUCUAAUUUGUGCUGGUUUACUAGCUAGAAAACCAAAAAUAAAGUUUGUAAGAAUUUAUAAAAUCCCAGGUUUCAAUCUAAGCACUAGGAUCUCUUGUUAACACAAGGUAUGAGUUCCUGUGUCAUGUAGCAAAUCAGGUGUAAAUAUUGUAUCCUGAAUACAGAAUGCUUGGUUGUAUAGGGAGAGGUAUUAGCAGUAGAAAGAGGGAAGUGCUCAUGCCAUUGUACAGAACACUGGUGAGACCUCACUUGGAGUAUUGUACACAGUACUGGAGACCGUAUCUUCAGAAGGAUAUUGAUACCUUAGAGAGGGUUCAGAGAAGGGCUACUAAACUGGUUCAUGGAUUGCGGGAUAAAACUUACCAGGAAAGGUUAGGUGGCCAUGGGCCGGGCCGGCAGGGGAGCUCCCAGGAUAACAUGUAGCUUGGGGGAAAGACGAGACAGAGGACCCGGCGGAGCUCUAACUUGCAGCUCCGCCGGGUUUCUCUCGCGAGAUCCGGUCCGUUGCUAUGGCAACCGGCCGGGUCUCGCGAGAGUGAACUCUAGCCCCAAAGGGCUAGAGUUCACUUACCACGAGGACCACCAGGGAUGGCUGGCAGGAGCAGGACCCCCCCCCCUUCCAGACUACAGGUAAGAAUGGAGGGGGAUCUGAUGUAUUUAUUAUUAUUUAUUAUUAAUUAUUAUUGUUAUGUAUUAUUUAUUAUUAUUAUGUUAUUAUUAUUAUUAUUAUGUGUUUAUUAUUUAUUAUUAUGUAUUUAUUAUUAUUAUGUAUUUAUUAUUAUUAUUAUUAUGUGUUUAUUAUUAAAUAUUAUUAUGUAUUUAUUAUUAUUAUUAUUUUUUAGUAAAACGUUAAUAGUGCCAUUUACCUGCCUCCCCCAAUACAAAAUCCUUGCAAACACACACAUCACCCUCACCCAGCACCCUAACAUUGACACAGCACCCCAACACACACACAGCACCCCAACACCAGCACCCUAACAUUGACACAGCACCCCAACACCAGCACCCUAACAUUGACACAGCACCCCAACACACACACAGCACCCUAACACCAGCACCCUAACAUUGACACAGCACCCUAACACCAGCACCCUAACAUUGAGAACCCUAACACACACACAGCACCCUAACACACACACAGCACCCUAACACACACACAGCACCCUAACACCAGCACCCUAACACCAGCACCCUAACACACAUAACAUAACACACAGGCACCUAGCACUCACACAGCACCCUAACACCAGGCACCCUAACACCAGCACCCUUAACACAGCACCCCAACACACACACAGCACCCUAACACCAGCACCCUAACAUUGACACAGGCACCCUAACACCAGCAGACACAGCACCCUUAGACACAUAACACAUAACACAUACAGCAACCUAGCACAUCACCCCAACACAUACACAGCACUACACAGCACCCCAACACACAUCACCCUCACACACACAUCACCCUCAAAUACACAGAACCCUCGACAGUGCCCUAUCACACACACAUACUGCACCCCCCCACACACACCACCCUCCCACACACACUAUACUCCUCACAAAUGCACACUACACCCCUCACACACACAGCACCCCCAAACACACUGCACCACUCACACACUCACUAGAUCUCCUAUACGCACUCCUGAGUCCUUCAAACACACACUAGAUCCCCUACACACAGACGCUGCACCACUUACACACACACAACAUUUCUGACAUACACACUCAGGAUCCCCUAUGAACACAUUAGAUACCCUUUAAGCAAACACAUAGUGUCUCCAUAAAUGGGAUACAGUGAGUAUUCCAUUUAUGGAAACCCCUGAGAUAAGUUUCAAGCAAACACAAUGCAAGCAUGUUAUUAAUUUGCUUGCGCUGUGCAGAUCAAAUACAAGGCCCUUUUCUCAUGUCCUGGAAGAGCAUUGAACCAACAUGCUCACUUUGAGAUGGGGAGUGCUUGUCAUUGGGGAUGACAAAACACACCCUAUCUGGCCCCACCCCCUUUUCAUUGGGCCGCUGUAAUUAAAAAUGCCCGGGCCGAAUUUUUUCCCCAGUCCGGCCCUGCAGGAAAGGUUAAAGGAUCUUAACAUGUAUAGCUUGGAGGAAAGACGAGACAGGGGGGAUAUGAUAGAAACAUUUAAAUAGAUAAAGGGAAUCAACACAGUAAAGGAGGAGACUAUAUUUAAAAGAAGAAAAACUACUACGACAAGAGGACAUAGUCUUAAAUUAGAGGGGCAAAGGUUUAAAAAUAAUAUCAGGAAGUAUUACUUUACUGAGAGGGUAGUGGAUGCAUGGAAUAGCCUUCCAGCUGAAGUGGUAGAGGUUAACACAGUAAAGGAGUUUAAGCAUGCGUGGGAUAGGCAUAAGGCUAUCCUAGCUAUAAGAUAAGACAAGGAACUAAUGAAAGAAUUUAGAAAAUUGGGCAGACUAGAUGGGCCGAAUGGUUCUUAUCUGCCGUCACAUUCUAUGUUUCUAUGAAUAGUGGAUAACCCCUUAGGGAAGCAUUCUAAACACCAUUUGAUUUUCUCCCAUCAAGGCAGUUAUUGAUUUCGAUUGCAUGACUUUCUAAACACCAAAGAAUAAAUAAAUCUUACAUUAUUUAACAUUCACAUAUCACCGUGUCAGAUUUUGUCUUGGUUGAUUUACAUUUCAGACAAUAACCUUAUUUUUGUUUAAAGUAACACUAUAGUCACCUAAAUUACUUUAGCUAAAUAAAGCAGUUUUAGUGUAUAGAUCAUUCUCCUGCAAUUUCACUGCUCAAUUCACUGUCAUUUAGGAGUUAAAUCACUUUGUUUCUGUUUAUGCAGCCCUAGCCGCACCUCCCCUGGCUAUGAUUGACAGAACCUGCAUGAAAAAAAACUGGUUUCACUUUUAAACAGAUGUAAUUUACCUUAAAUAAUUGUAUCUCAAUCUCUAAAUUGAACUUUAAUCACAUACAGGAGGCUCUUGCAGGGUCUAGCAAGCUAUUAACAUAGCAGGGGAUAAGAAAAUCUUAAUUAAACAGAACUUGCAAUAAAGAAAGCCUAAAUAGGGCUCUCUUUACAGGAAGUGUUUAUGGAAGGCUGUGCAAGUCACAUGCAGGGAGGUGUGACUAGGGUUCAUAAACAAAGGGAUUUAACUCCUAAAUGGCAGAGGAUUGAGCAGUGAGGCUGCAGGGGCAUGUUCUAUACACCAAAACUGCUUCAUUAAACUAAAGUUGUUCAGGUGACUAUAGUGUCCCUUUAAUAUUGAUUUGUCACAUGGUUAUUUACUAAACCGUUUAUUGUGGUUAAAAUUGGAAUUGCAGGAUUAAAGCAAAGACCCAAACCCUCCCCCCCCCGCCCCUGCCCCCGACAGUGACAUUGUCGCUGGGUGUUCUGUGGGCCAGCAGCAGGGGAAGGUGAAUUAUAUUUAAACCUAUCCCUUGAGGGUGCGGCAAUACUUUUCAGUCUGGUCCUUUUCUUUCUUUUUUUGUGUUGUCAGAAAUUUGUAGCAGACUGGGCAGACACUUGUCUAUUCUCCUCUCUUCAUUUUCUGGUCAUUGAUCAUAGUGUUACCUCCAUCUGUUGUAUUGGUUGCAAACACAGAGCUUCCAAUACAAAUUUAGCUUUGAUCUGAAAUUGAUAUAUGGCAGUUAACUUUAUAUAGAAUAGAUGGCUACAGGAUUCUUGGGAUUUAUCUAGAUCAAACGUUAACCCUACCAUUGUAAAACACAAUAAAUAUUGAGUUUACGGUUUAUAGAACACUCCAUGCACCAUAACCACUACAAAGUAUUGUAGUGGUUAGAGUGCAAAGGGCCUUUAGGUGCUGUGGAAAUGAGAGCCCUUUUUUAGGCCAAAAUAUUAAUACAUUUUUACUUAAAUGUGGGCCCAUCUUCUCUGCUGCUCAUAAGAUGACUAUGCUUUACUUUAUUUGCCAAAAAUAUUUGUAAAGGUUGGUAAGGAUUAUCCGCAUUUAAUUGUGGUUAUCUCCACUCCAUCUAAUUUAACAGUCCAUAUUUAAGUAAAAAUUUCGAAAUAUUUUGGCCUAAUAAAGAGCUCUCAUCAUUUCCACAGCACCUAAAGGCCAUUUGCACUCUAAACACUACAAUACAUUGUAGUGGUUAUGGUGCAUAGAGUGUCCGUGAAACACCUAAUUCUAGCAAAUACAUGAAAAUGGGGAGAAAUGUACAUUUGGCCCUAGUGAUUAUGGUGCUUGGAGUGUCCCUUUAAACACAGGAUAGCAGAGAAUGCUCAUUUCUAAAAGAGUUAAUGUGUGUUGAUAAUCCAAACAGAACUGUUUAUGUUCUGUGUUGCAAUGAAAUAUCCAACUGCUUCCAGAUAAUUUUCUGACUCGUAUUUGCCCCUUGAUGCCUUUUGACCGCUGAGUUAUGCAUGUCCACUUUUCUGCUUACAGUUUGCCAUAUGAAAUCCUCAUCUGCUCUUGUAACUCCACAGUUUGUGUGCAGCCCACAGACGGAUGUAAUGCUCGAUCUGCUACGCCCCGGAGUGCACAGCCCCUGGAUUGCAGGGAGAGCGUAAUGGGGGUCUGGAUUGGGUUACUCAUGCUGUAGCCAGCUGCUGUGUGUUAGAGACCCUCACUAUUACAACCAUGUUCCGUAAAGCAAUAUUGGCAACUCAAAACAUGUCUCCUGAAUCAUUUAAACUUGUCUCCUCUAAUUACUAUAAUUUUUCAUAAAGUCCACAAUAAUGGGUUCAAAUGUAUAUCUUAAAAUUCUGCGUUUUAUGGGGGGGCUUAAGCAUUUUUCCAGAUAUAUGUGCGUCAGGAGAGGCCUUGCUACUUUUGGCCUGAGAAGGACCACAAACCUAUAGUUCAGGGGCAACGCAUAUAAUCCUUAGUCUGGCAGCCAGACUGAGACUCAUGAGUUAUAAAGAACCCAAGAACAAAGGGUUUGACUGCAAACAUUUUUUGUUUAGGUGUUUAUACAGAAUUCAACAAACUACCAGCGCUUCACUGUUAUUACUUUGCGUCAGUUUUGUAAUGAUGAUACUUUUUCAAAUGUCACCCAUCCACUUUUUGGCAAUAAGGUUUACUGAAAGGGUUAAAUGCCUGCAAAUGAUGAGGUUUAGGCCAGGAUGUGUUAUCCCUAAGGAAUGAAAGCCGUUGACAUGAUGCUGGCAUGGAUCUUUGCCUCACCCCGUAUUUCCUGGUCUCCUGACAUGUACAGUCUAGUGUCCAACUCUCUGCAGUUGUAUCAGCUCUGAACUAAAAAUCACAGACUUCCAGCUUUUUUUCCCCUUGUUGUUUUAAAAUCAAUCUAAGUUUAGUUUGUCUGUUGCCUGUCUGAACAAAGGGAGACGUGUGAUUAGAACGGAAGAAUGCUUCUAGCUCACUCUUAUUGCUUGGAUUCUAGGAGUGAGAUGCUCGCCUGUACAACCGCUCUGAUCACGCUUAGCCAGUGGACCCUUAAAUCACGUAUUCCUGCAUGGUUACUUUGACAGCCUUGCUAGGGAAUUCAAAUAAUGGACUUUUUAAAAUGUCUGCACUAGCAUUACAGCUCAAGUGGUAUAGAAACGCUGCACAUCUCUUACAAUGCUUGGAAUCGGCUGAGCAGGAAUUAAAGUAUAUGUUUAUAGAGAGGACAGAUUUGAUUAUUAAAAUAUGCAGCAGAAAGCAUUCUGCCAGGUUUAAAUGCUGACAACAAUUUGCUUUAUUUCUAAACUUCCCCCAGGAUGCAAAAGGCAAGAAAUAGUCUUAUGUAAACAUUUUAAUGUUGAUCAAGCUUUGUAAAUUCUUAGAAUGGAGUGUAUGCUUCUCUACUAUUCAAGAAAAUCAUUUUAGUUUCCGGUCAAUUAAUUUUAAUAGUUGUGAAAGCACUUCCCGUAUAAAACAAUCUGCCGUCACAGAUAUGAUGAUAUAAGAUUAUCUGAAUGUGACUGUUAAUGUCAUGUGUUGCUUUGCUAACAAAGUUAAAACAAAAUUGUGUAGUAUUGUGGCAAACGAGGAUUUUGUGCUUUAUGUUAAAUGUCAUUAUGUAUAGCAUGUGCAGUGUCAAUUUGUGUAUCAUAGUUUCUAUAUAUGUACUGUCAGUGUUACUGAAUGUGUUUGACUGUGUGUUAGUGUCCACUGUGUAUCUGUGUGUACAUUGUCUGUAUGGUUGUUUGUGUAGAUGUGAGUAGUCUGUUCAGAACCAUCCCUCUAUUUACAUCCACCAUCCUAAUUUAAAUCCAUUUUAUCCUCCCAUUGCCAUCGUAAUAUAAUCGCUACCUUGUUUGCAUCUUUCUCCCAAUACAAUGCUCCCAGAAACUCCAUUCAAAUUUCUUGUGGUUAAAUGCCUCCUCUCUAUACAUGCCUGAAUACUGCAAUGAGUAGAGUUAGAUUAUCUCUUAACACUCUGUAUAGCUUGUGCACUGAAAUGACAGGUGUGUUCUUCUGCUCCGUGUCCUCCCUUCCUGCUUCAUGAACCUGUCUGAGCUAUUCAUGACUUGUCCCAGGUCUGGGACAGUUUUGGCUUUUCACUAACAAAGGGCAAACUAAGAGCCAUUUUCUAAAAGUGGCCUCUUCCACGAGCCAAGGCCAACCAAUGUUACGUGCAGGGGGCAUGGGGGCUAUGCCAGUUACGAACAAUAAACGGAGUGCCAUAUUUACUGUGCCAUAGGAGGUAAUUGUGACAAACUCCCCUUCCCACGUGAGUUUGCCACAGGGGCUUGCUUGCCAGCCUCCUGCCUUCAGACUAUGGGCCCAGCAGGGAAACGUAUAAGACUACUGAACUUGACCGACCGUUGGCACUGAUUUCCUGGAACUGCUUUGGGCAUCGGCCCAUGUGCACAGUCGGUCAAAAUUAUGACUUCCAUUGAAACAUGAACCGCUAUGGGUGAUUUUUGGAUAUGUCGGUCCCCCAUAUCUGUUACAGUAAUGUUCAAUGUUUUUCUAGAAAUUGCAUAGAAUUGAGGUGGUGACCUUUAGACCCCAAAUUCCUGAUCUGGAAAAAUAGUUAAUAAUUUUUUUCCAGUUUAUUUUAGCCUACACUUAUUCUUGUGUUAAUUCUUUACUGUCCCAGUAUCUUCCAGUAUUAUUGGUUUAGUGAAUAAUCAUAUUUGCUUACAACAGCACAUUUGAUAGUGUUAGGAUAGUGUUAGGAGACGAGGGAUCGCGGUCAAGUUUGAAACAUUUUGUUGCCCUAACAGAUGGGCCACUACUCUCUAUCUUCAAGGACUUUGUACACUCUGGUUUUACUGGAUGACAGCUUGCUUUAAUUUAUCAUGACUUAACAGAAACAUUAUAGUAAUAAUGUGCUUUAACGAUCACAUGAAACGAGAUGUCUCUUACAGUAUCACAUACUGUGGAGACCUUGGAUGAGAAACCUGUUGCCAUAACAGUGUCCAAAACAGAGCGUCUAGCAGUCAUACAAGCAAGCCCAGAGUUAUAUUGACAGGGCUGCCUGUGUUUUUAUGACCAGAGCUCAAUUUAGUGAGAUGCGUUGGUGGUGGGGAAAAUGAAACUGCUUCUAAAACAUGCUAGGGGAAAUAGGCAGUAUUUCAGCAGUGCUUCCCGAAAGCAUUUCCAAAGACUGUAUGCAGAACGGCCGAGGUGGCAUUGAUACUCUGCUCGUACACCUCUCGCUAUCUGAUCUAGCUCUAUAUGUAAAAGAGGAGAUAGCAUGAAGGGUUAACCUCGGGUCUCAUCUGCUCUGUGUGUUAACCUUUUCUUUUAGUCUGCUUCGGUUAUUUUAACUUUGGAUUACUUGAAUGCAAAUGUAGGACUGCUUGUCAUGAAUGAUGGCCAAUGUCAUGGUAGAAAUAUAAGUGUGUUGGAGAGCUGAUAAGACCCUAAAACCGCCACGAAUCUCUACCUCUGCUUUAUAGUCUAAGUAGUUUGGGUGACUUACUUGUCCUGUCUUGCUUUCUGUCAGUUCUUGAGUUGAUCUGUCACAUUUUAUAUAUUUAUUUUGGCAGAUUACUUUGUGUACGUUCUUACGUAAAUGGCUGAGAUUUGUGGGGUUUUCAUUGCAAUGCAGCACAGCAUUAUAGCAAUUCUUCAGUUUCUUUUGCACAUGUUUUUUGUGGACGAUCAUCUGUUUGUUUUCUUUUUGUCUGCUUUUUGUUAAAUGUGUUUUAGGGGUUAGUGGUAUUUUUUUUUUUUUUAAUAGUCGGAACGCCAGUUCUGCUAAAGGAACUCUAUUUUGACUCUGUCAUUUAUUUUUCGGGUCAUAAGGCAGUUUUUUUGGGGUUUUUUCUUUCCCUUCCAUGAAUUUGAUAGCAAUUUUAGCAAAACUAUUGAAUGUUGUCUGGAAAAUUAAAAUACAAUCAGGAGUUUAAAAGAACAUUAAAUUGCAAACCUGGUACAUAUGUUUAUUUCCCUCUUUAUUUAUAAUAAAAAAAAAAAAAUUAUAUAUAUAUAUUUUUUUUUUCCCCUUUGCCAUAAACAUAUUUUACUAAGGUUUUUUCUUACCUUUUUUUCUGUGCGGAAAAACCCUUGGCGCUGCUGGUCACUCCGUAACAUCAUUGGGGGCAUGAUACGCAUCUGCAGCGAGCGCCACAUACGCAUCCCAUACUUGUUUUAGGAAACUUUAAAUCCAAUGAUUUUUUUAGCUGAAGUUCCUUUAGUGUCUGUCAGUAUGACAGCCGCUAGACACGUGUUUAACCCUUCAAGGUAACCAUUGCUCUUUUUGCAAAACUGCAGUGUUUUACCUUGAAGGGUUAAACAUACAUUAAGAUGAAAUGGUCUGGGUGUCUUAAGUGGUCCUUUAAUUAUAUUACACUUGAAGGGUUGAAGCCUUGUACAUUAUUUGAAUCCUUGACAAAAACUGUUUCAGAACCUCUGAUAUAAACAAAGUAUCACUUUGGAAUGUCAUAUAUCACGAAUACACUCCUGUGUCGUUUAGAAACGCACACAUUUGCUCUAAAUGUUUAGUGUAAGAGAUACUGUGUGAGAAUGGACAAAGCUUAGUAGCUUGCCUUAUGGGUGGUUCCCACUCGAGGCCUCAAACAUGUUUGAGCUCAUGUGUGAUAUUAUAAACCUUUAUUUGUACAUAGACCGAUUCCAUUCCUCUCAUGUUGCAACUGAAGCAUGGCUUCCUAGCACAAUGAGCAAGCAAUCUACCUUCUGGUAACACGCAGUAGAAAGACCAAAAUAUGUAGAGUCCACGUGUAACGGAUCAACGGGUACCCCGACUGGGUACCUCCGUUGAAGGAUGCUCCUAGCGCUUCCUGAGGACUCCAAGCACUGCAGCAGACACCAUAACCACCGUAGACUCCUCCAGAGAGCAAAGCAGUAUGCUUAGCAGGACACACUAGCCAGCUGCACCCCCCCCCCCAAAAAAAAAAAUGCCCAGGAAGGCCUACCAAGUGUACCCAAAAACCCUUUUAUAGACAUCCCUAUGUUGGCUAAUAUUACAGAUGACUCUGUACUUGCAUACCACAAGGAAUCUGCAAUCCGUUUUAUAUUAGUAACAUUUGCAUGACCUUAUGACCAGUGUGUUUAACCUGAAAGGAAAGUAGUAUCUGGCAGGGUGACUGAAUGAAAACAGAACUACAGGCAAACUGUGUACCAUUGUGAGUACUACUUGUGUUCAUGUGUACUUGCUUUCGACCGCAAACCCGUAUGACUUAAAUCAAUCCAUGUUGACUAAGCUGCAGUUCUUCAGCUUCCCGUGGAGUACAACAACCAUCACUCACACCCAGAUUGCAUGAGAGCCACCUGCAUUUGUAGAAUUCUUCUUCCCUUGUACUGCAUUUUGUUGCUAGGAUUUGCUCAAAUAAUAAUUUAUUUUUUUUACGUGUGGUCACUUGAUGAGGUACCCUUUGCCACGUGCAUACUACAAGCCCUGCCAUCUGGGUGCGUUUGGGGCUGUUGUCUAUUUGAGCUGGUGUGACAGAUGUUGCCGGUCCCUGGCCGUGGAACAUUUUGUAUUGCAAAUCAUUGCACACUUCACUAGCGCUCAAAGACCUCUGUCUGAAUUGAAGAUGGCUAACUUUUGGGCCUGCAGCUGUUCCAGAAAAAAGUUUUCCAUAAUGCACAGGCAGCCAGAUGUCAUUCCCGCUCUGUGUGUGUUCAGCUUGAUUUGCUUAAAAAUUACAAUGGACUUCAUUUUUUUAAGCAUGGUCUUUCAUAAAACACCCGGUUAUUUAAAAAUAAAUAAAAAAAUCUUCUUUCUGAUAGUAUGCUCCAAGUUAGUUUAUAAUGUAUUUAAUUAUUUUUAGUUUUAUUCAUGAAUAAUGCAUUCAUCCACUCUGCCCUCAACCUAGUCUCUCCCUAACCUUCCACCCCAAUAAAAACACAGUUAGAACACUUCGGUUUACAAGUAACUAUUCAGCUGAGGCCUACAUAAAAUAUUCUGCAGUGCGCCUGUUCUUUUGAGUGAAAUUAGUAUGCAAGCGCCUGAAGUGACACUUUCAUCAGAAUUCAAAAGCCUUGCCUCCCCCUAUUCUUAUCCCUCUUUUAAUGCUGAGGGAGCCACCAAUGCGAUGCCCCGCGCAAAUGGCAGAUUAUAAUUGUGAGUUUGAAGAGUUAAUUUGGUGGACGUUUUAGACCCCAUGGCGGUUUGGCAGCUGCCCUUUCAUCUUCCCUUCUGAUGCAAGGUGUCUGUUCAGCAGCUGCCGGCACUUGUCACAGCUCCCCCACCUCCCCCCCCCAAACUCCCAUAGAAGGGUGGCUAGCCUGACAGAAUUUACUUGUUACAAACUAUCUAUGGGUUUAAUGAGGUGAAACUUGGCAAGUUCCUUCCAAUUUGCAAAUGUGGGGGGAAUGAGCGAGUUCCAAGAGCUGGGUGAAUUAGUUCACUAAGUGGCUUUCUGAAUUUUUUUUCUUCUUUUUUUAAUAUGUAAUCAUUGUAAGUGUUUUAAACAAAAACUGCAUACAGAUAAGUUGUGUUAUAAACUUUACCAUUCCAGUUGGUCUUCUGUAAGAGAGACUGAACUCUGACAUGAAAUAUGUCACUGUUCCUUUUUUUUUCUUUAUUUUAUGAAAUGGUAUACUACUAUUUAGACUUUAUAGUUCAUAGAACAGAGGGACAUUUCCUCAAAUUCUUUAGUAACCAAGCAGACAUAACCAGUAAUGGCUAACCUAACCUUGUGAACAAAAUUUCCCAUGAUUUUCUACCCACAGGUCUUUAAGCUCCCAUAGUUCUCAUGAUUGUUUUCAAUAUUAUUUUUUGUAUUUAGAACCUCCCAAAUGGUUUUGAUACAGUUUUUCUGUUGGAAUGUCAGAAAACAUUUGAUAAAGCCUAUCGUACACCAGUCACUUCUCGGGUUUUUUUUUUUAUAUUUUGUUUAUUUAUCAGUACAAUUAGCAGUAUAUUUUUGGGGAUUUUGAAAACUAAAAUUUAAUGUAGGAAUCCAAACUGCUGUAUUUCUCUGUCUUGGAAAUAGGCGUCCCCAUAUGGACUCCCUGGCAAUAAUUGUCAUAAAAGUUGCACUUGCACUUGCCUGCCAUUGAACGUUUAUCGGAAGAGGAGUGGCCGAAGCAAUGUUUGAUCUCAUUUGUAUUGUAUGCCUUAACUCUGCCUGGACGGGAUUCUGAUGACACUUGCUAAAUCUUUAAUAAACAUUUUAAAAUAAAUUUGCAUUGUGUGGAGAAAAAGAUACUAUAAGUAUGCUUAAAGUGGAAAUUAGCACCAUUUACUAAUUUUCAAUGUUUUUAAAUUUUUUUUAAAUGAUACUAAUUUCCACUUUAAGCAUACUUGUAUUUCAGAUUUUAGUUUCUUUAGAUCAAACUAAUGUUAAAAAGCAAGUAUCUUUUAUUUAUUUUGUUUCUCCAAGUAUAUCAAGGUUUUCCCUUGACUUGUCUAAAUCCGUAAUAUAGACAUAAUGAUGAGUAACUUGGUUUUUAUUGUCCUCAAUCUUCCAGGAGUUUUCAACAUUCAAACUAAUAAGUUUGUAGGAAUAGCCAAAAUGUAUCAUCCUGGUGUAGGCCAUGCCUGGUCUGCAGAACUUUUUUCCACAUCUUAGUCUUCUUUAUACAGCGUUGUGUAGCCUUGAUUCACAGUCGGUAAUUGAGCUGCAGUUCUUCAUGAACUUGAGACUUGAUAAAUUAACUUAAUGGAUGGAGCUAUACAUCAUUAGCAGAGCUGAACGAACUAACUGUCGUUGAGGGGGAAAAGGGGUCUUACAACCUCCUAAACAAAGAGGUUGGCAAUGUGAAAAACAGAUGGCUUGUGUCAAUAACGAUCUUAUACAUAGUUCUAAAAAGUGAUGUUUGUUUUUUUUAGUCUAUACGUAUAAUACUGCUAUAAAUUUUGACGGCAAUCAAUGCCAUUGCUUGACAGUACUUUUUAGUGGGUUUUGCAGGCUUUGGUUGGCUUCAUUCAUGGAAUCAAUCUUUUGGUUUCUAAACAGGGAAACCUUAGGAAUUCAUCCUUGUUGAAUGGUAGAACAGGCACUGUGAGUUUGAAUGAGUAGCUAAAGGCGAGAAAGCUGCAAAGUGGAACGGGGAGGGGAGCUUUUGCCUGACGAGAUCCUGCUAGGUCGCAGCCAGGAUGAAUCUUCGGCCUUUUCUUUUGAGCAGCAUUUGAACAAUCAAAGGCCCCCUUUUUAUCUAUUGUUGCACUGGAGGAUACCCAUUUAAAGUUCAAAUUCCUGCAGGCUUGGGAAGAAGGGAAGGCGAUAGCAGUAGGCUGGCGCAACAGAUGAUAAUCAAGCAUCAAAAGUGAGCUCAAGACAAGCCAAUACUUUGUCCUCUGACAGGAGAGAACAGACUGGGGAUACUUAGUUCUGAAUGGAAUCUUGAAACGGUGAAUGAAAUGCUGCGGAGGUGGCUGGCACACUGAGCAUCUGUCGCUCUACUCGCUCUUUAGAAAGGUAUAAAGAGAUCACAAUGUGAAAUUAGGGCCCAAAAUGGCUUUUAAUGACAUGGGGCCCUGUGCUCCAUGCUUUUCUGUCUACUUUCUGCACAUGAAAGCUGUAGUUUAUUAAAAAAACAUAAAAACUAGCCCAAGUGAAUGGAAGAAUUGAAGACUCAUUAGGUGCUGGAUUUUUUUUCUCUCCAGCCCCUAUAAUAAAAGGACGUCUAUGUUAAAGGACACACACACCAUCCAGCUGGAUUUCAUAAAUAUGCAGAUACAUCCUUAAAUGAGGCCUCUGUGCAAAUCAACGAUUCUCUGGGCAUCGUGAUGGCAAAACAUGUUAUUUGUGAAUAUUUCGUGAUUGCAGUUUUAUGUUUGCAGGGUAACUAUAAAUUAAAUAAAUCUUAAAAAUGUGUUAAAAAAAAAAAAAAAAGGCUUUUAACUAAUUUUCUGCUGUUCUACAUGGGGUACAUGUAAAAGUACUACCAGUGGCACUUUCACUGUAUAAACCUUCAUUAUGAGCAAGGCUCUAUUGUGAAGCUAGCUCACCUGGAUGUCUGCAAAAUAUAGUCACUAUGGCAAAAUUAUUUUUAUGGAUUAGUUUUUUGGGGUCCUGUACAAAAACACUUAAAGUAUGUGCCAUGACUUAUUUUCAAUUUUGCAUACAUGUGAUUUGCCUUUUAUAAAUUGACACACUGCUAAGUACUGAACUGCAAUGUAAGUCCCUGCUUGGGGUGUUUAAUGGAGUGUAAAGGGUAACAAGACACAUUUCUCUGCCUAACAAAUGUCCAAAGUACCUACUAAAUCCUGGAAGGCCCAAAUACGCAAGUGGCUGCCAUUUAUUUGUUCGUACAAGAUUUCUAUUAGUGUGUGUGUGUGUAUAUCUGCUCAGUAUUUGCAUAUGUAAUUUGUAAUAGUUUAGAUAUUUUAAAGGCGGAAGUUUCAAUUUGCAGCCAAUCAACUUGACCUUUAAACCAAAGUGCAUUCCACUAAAAUCAAUCAACGCUGUGCUUGUAAUUUUCUCUUAUUAUGGGGGAAUAAAAUCUGAGUAUCUUCAGAUAGGGUAUAGUAGUUGAGUCCAUGGUAUUCAGCGCAGGAUUUUAUACACUAUACUAUACUAUGACCAGUCAUGUCAUAGCAGACCUGCCCCUUAGAUGAUGAAAUCCUUCAUGUUCGCAUUCUGACAUUACAUUCCAUUACGCCCUUCUAGCCUGCAGAAUGGGAGUAUUUUUGGUGACUGACCUUGACAUUGGCACUUCAUACAGGAAGUUUCAUUGACAAUGGUCCCAGACUAGUUUAACAAGUUUAUGUCUAAAAGGCUGGGUUUUUGAUGAAUUCUUCAAGCUUUAUACCAUAAGUAUAAGAAAACACACAAUUAGAAACAAUUUAUCACUAUGAAGUUAAUGGUAGUAAGAUUAAAGGGACACUCCAGGCACCCAGACCACUUCUGCCCAUUGGAGUGGUCUGGGUGCCACCUCCCACUACCCUUAACCCUGCAAGUGUAAUUAUUGCAGUUUUUUAUAAAGUGCAAUAAUGACCUUUUCUAAGGGGUUUUCACCCCUUCAGCUACCGGGGAUUGGGAGGUGGGAGGUGGGAGGGAGCUUGUUACACUGUGUUUUCAAAAAGUCUGUGCAGAGAGAGGGUGGCUUUAUCCAAGUGGAACAUAUAACUGCCAAAAUCCACCAAACAUCCCCCAAAAGGGUCAAUAGUUGCUUCAUUUAGAAGGACUAUUUGCAAUUUUUGAAACCGUGAAUCACCAAGUUGUUGCGUAACCACCGUAAUAUAGCGAAUAGACUUCUAUUAGGUUAUUUUGCGCUGGGUGUUAAACUUAUAUUUCUGAUUACAGUUUGAGUUCCCCACUGUUUCUUGUGAUGGCCAGAGACUCUCAUACCUGUCAAGUUUUAACCAUUAAUAACAAUUCUUAUAUUCAUAAUAUGCGAUGCUCUGCCAUGUUUGAUCAGUUAAUGCAACAUGUUCAGACAUGUCUGUGCAUGUCCGGGCUACAAUGACGGUCACAACAACUCAUUACAUUUCAGUAAAGGUGUACUCCUGUUCUUAUUAUAGGACAUAUCAUGCAAACACAGUAUGUACUUGGAAAUGUUUUAUACCUGAAGGCAAAUGCAAUAUUGCGUAUACAAUGCUCAGCAUCUUUUUUGCUUAAAUCAAAAAGAAUGACGUCUAAAAAAAGACAUGCUGUUAAUAAUCUGUUGAAUUGCCUCUUGUAUUUGGGUUUUAUUUCUGCGUGUGUUCAAAUUCGUCGUAGAUGGGUGUAACGUAUAUACAGAUGGUUUGUUUGUAACGCAUACUACUAGUUCAAACAGCAGUGAUGUUAGUUGGACACCCCAUGGUUUUUAAGAAAUUGCCCUGACCAACUUAUAAAACAGAAAUUAAACAUAAAAACUUGUGUGUGGCACUCUUUGAUAUUUUUUUUUUCUUUUCAGGCAUUUUUGUAACUUUCUUGUUUGCACACGUCUGACUUGUUUAGUUUCCAAAAGAAUGUUUGUGGGCAUAUUUCUGAGCUAAUCUUCCUCUUAUUGUUUUACGCGAAGGUACAAAUACCUCCUGUACAUGUUUCAUUUCAAUAGCAUUCAAUAUCAUUAUGAAUAUAAAAGCAUGCUUUGAUUGUGCUUCAAGUAAUCGCUUCCCAGAAUCCUUUGUGUUCUGACCGGCUCGGCAAACCAUUCUUAAGCGGGGGCCAUUGAUAGAAUGGCACAUUAAGUUCCUACUGUGCGCUAUUGCAGAAGAGGUGUAUUUGUAGCCUCUUUACAGUCUCUGGCUCAGAUGCAGAGUGUAUCUCAAUGCGUACCUUGUACUUUGCAAAGUUCAAUUGUGCUUUCAAGAGAAAUGUUUCCAGUUUUCUAUGCCUGCAACAAGUUUGUUGAACAAAGACCUACCUUGUUGAAACAGACUCUUUGUGCAAAUGUCUGUCUACAUUGAGAGUUCAGUGCUUCUUUCUCUAAGUGAUAUUCUCCCCCUCCCUCUGUUUCUUACCUAUUUUACAUAAUCCUUUUUUUUAAAUCUCAGCUUGAUUUUGACAAAUCUGGCAGGAGAUAAAAAAAAUUAAAAUAAAAAAAACUUAAGCAGAAAAUGAUUUAGGAAUCAAUUAAUCCUUUUUUUAAUGUAAAUACCAUGAGCUAAUUUAGACUAUAAUAUUUUUCGGAUGGCUGGUCUUAAUCCCUUCAGCAGCUUGCAAGCAAUGCCACGAGUUGCAAAGACCUCAGUGCAAAGGGGGUUAAUGACCUAGCAAGUCACAGACUGACUCACAAUGCUCGGUUCUGUUCGGAGCAGCUGCCUGCAUCUAUGACUAAUUUGCACUUUCUCGUUUUUUUGGCCCAUAUUGUCCAUCUCGUUUUAUUCCCGUUUUUUAACUAAAUUGCCGUCUCCACGUUAUAGAAUUUCUAUAAUAUCAAAUUUUAGUUACAUAGUUCAAAAAUAAACCAAAAUUCUUAUUUCAGGAGUGAUCAUAUCAUUCAUAGGGCGCUUGGUAUGUGUGUGUAGAGGUAAAAUAUACAACUUAAAAUGCUGUCUAUUUGACCACGUUAUUGAUAUUUAUCCAUAUGGUUAAUACAUUUUUUCAAACUUAUGCAUAUGGUUUAAUGCGUGGCACUGUCACUUUUACCUUUAAAGCUUUUAUUGUCCCCAUAUAUGGUCUGGAAUACCUUUUGUAUAAAUUGCACACUGAAACAAGUUAGAUUUGUCUGUUAUGUAUUUGAACUCUGCAGAAAACCUGAAAAAACUACAAAAAAAACCAAACCAGUAACCCCUUGUAAUGUUAUGUUCUGAUUGGCUACAUGAUGCUAUCAGCCAAUCAAACCACUAUUGGGAUUCAAAUCAUUGUCCGUAACCAGAAAAUUGCAACCCCCAGUCUGCUGUAAAUUGCAUGUGGGGUUAAUGAAAGUAAAAAGAGGGCAUGUUCCAUUUUAGUAAUACGCAUUAAAUUCAACAGUGAACAUUUCUUAUUUUACAUAAAACUAAAAUUAAAGCGUUUUUUUUUUUUUUUUUAAAUUUCUAUUUCCAAAGAUAAUCAAGGUUCUAAUGUUGGUGGGCCAGGUUCAAUGUAAAUUUGAUAAUACUAUUGUUUUUUUGUUAAGGAAAGACCUUGGAACUCUGUGUGCCAAUUUUCGUGAUAGUUUGUGCAGAGUAUUGUAGAAACGUACUCGUUAGAAGUUUCACAUGUUAUUGCACAAACACAUUUUGAAGACCCAAAUCAACCUUGGCUGGCAAAGGAGGACUGAAAUACCCUUGACAUGUAGAUAAGCAUGAUUUGGUGUUAUCUGACUUUGUCUCUCUGACUAUCUCCAGAAUACUGUAGAAUCAGCCACACAACAGCUGUGCUUCUUUGCUACUGCCCUAUGACCAAAAAGUUGUUGUGUAACUUUAUUUUUGAAAUAGAUUUUUCAUAUCUUUUGUGUAGGGGAAUAUAUUAUGCAAUUAUGCACCAACAUUUCUGAAAAAGCACUUCUGUGGUUUCGGUUUUCUCCAAAAGUAUCAAAAUGUAUUGCUAGGUAAACAUGUCAGUUUAGCACAUAAGCUUUCAUGAGGACAGUUAAAAAAAAAAAAAAAAAAGUCCAUUGAACUGUUUGUCAGAAAGGUUGUGGUGUAUGUGUGUGCAUUAUUACAUUUGUAUAUAGAAUGCCUGUGUAUGCAGAAAGUAUUUGAUCUCGGAACUUGUCCCUACGCAAACAUGUAGUUUGGAAAUUUACAAAAUAGAACAUGUGCAAUUUUCUUAAACUAUACGAAUACAUGUUUAACAUCUAUAUAUUUAUUAAUUUUUUAUUGCAGACUUCUAAAAGCCUUUGUUCACUUGACUAUGAAGACGACGAAGAUUCACAUUUGAAGACAAUCGUCUCAUCUCCUUGCGAUUCCAACGACCUCAUGAAUAUCAUAACUCCCGGAACCAGCCCUCUGAAGGAGACCUCAGAAGGAAAGCACAGUCUGCCUUGUCGUGUAGCAGGCACAAGGGAUUAUAAAUGUGAUACCACCGUGAGCGAAAGUGACGAGGAUAGUAGUGACUGUGAGAGUUCCGAGGGUGGCAUCUUUCCCAUAGAUUGUGCUGACUUGGAUUUGGAGCAAAUCGAAAAUAACUGAAUCACAGUGCUUCUAUAGGGUACUUUGUCCUUUCUUCACAUGGUAGUGCCUCAUCUGUCAUGCGCAUUCUGAAUUUCUCUGGCUGCCUUUGGGUAUUUUUAUUUUAAUAUAUAUGUAUAUAUGUGUAAAUGUAGAUAUGUAUACACAUAUGAGUUGACAAGUGGAAUGUUUUCACCUGUUCAGUUUGUUAAAAAGAAAUUACAUGGACAAAUCAGAAUGGUUGGAUAUGACUGAAGACAUAAAACAUGGUCUCCGCAUUGGCAGUGUUUUGCCGAGUAGCUAAGUAUGUGGGACCAAACUUGCAAAGCGAAGUUGAAAACACAGUUACUCACCAGUUUUCCUUUGAAAAUAGUUCUAAAAUAAUGGCAAGCUCACACUGGGUUGUCAGAUGUUCUUCUGCUUGUCAAUAAAAUAAAAAAAUUAAAAAAAACAAAAAAACAAAACAACAAAACAAAAAAUAUAUAUUUAUAGAAAACUAUUAGUUUAAACUGAUUUAAUAAUUUAACUCUGAGUGCCAGGGGUAUGUUCAAUGCAGUAAAUUGCACUGCACAUAUUCCGCUGUGUUAAAAGUGUUAAAGUGACUUUAAACUUUUAUUUUAAGUUUUGCUUCUUUGACAGAGGCAAAAGUUAAAAUCGUGUCACCGCCUAAGUGCUGUAAAACCGUUGUGUAAAUCUACAGAUAAUUGUUUUCUUUUUGUUUGUUUUUGUUUUUACACCACCACUUGAUAGCACGUUGACGACAUCAGAGCACGUCCCAGCCCAUUGAUAUUCUGCAGUCCAAUGACUAGUAAUGAUCUGCUUUGAGAGAUCUUUGUUUUACUAUGUAAUCUGUACAGGGGUAUUUGUUAGGGUCCCCUCUAUAGAUUCAACAUACAGAUGUGUAUCACACUGCAGAUUGCAACCAGGCUGGCGUACAUGUUUUACACUGAGGUAUGCAGUGCUCUGCUUAAAUGGCAAUGUAUCUUAAAAAGUGCAUGCCGUUUUGUCAUGACUAGGUGUAAUUUCAGUCUUUGUUUCUUCUAAACAAGCAAAGAUUCAAAGAAAAAAAAAGUGUUUGGUGCCUCUUUACUUUAAGAAGCCUCAGUUUUUGUUUUUUUUUAAGAUUGCUAUUAUGUACAGCAGUGGAUUAAAAUUUAUUUAGUUUCGUGAACUUUUCACUCACUGACUUUGUUAGUUAAAUGAGGAAUUUUCAGGAGGAAUUUAUACAAAUAAAAAAUGUAAUAGAUAUUUUUGCAUUUUUAUGGCUUUUACAGUUCUGGGAAAUAAAAAAAUAAAAUAAAAACAAAAAAAGCAUCUCUAUUUUCAAUGAAUUUUCAGAUGGGCAUUCUAUAAACUUAAAUGUGUCUGCCAUAAUUUUGGUGCAGGUUUUUGUUUAAAAAAAAAUAAAAAAUAUAAAAAGUUUGAGGAUAAAAAGAAAAAUGUGUAUUUGCAUAUACCAAUAACUGGUCCAAAAUACCAAAAUAACUGCUCUUCCUUUAAUUUUUUUAUUUUUUUUAGUGAGUGGUUACAAAACUUGAGAACAUGUCCGAUGUUUUUUUUUUUUUAAAGAUAUUUUUGAUCUACAUAUACCAGUGACCUUAAAAGUUAAGGGAUUAAAAAAACCUGAAUUUACUACUUGAAUUGUCUUUUUUCUAUCCUGAACAAAGCAAUGGAAAUUUACAUUUUGUGCAUUUCAGAAUGCGAGUAGUUUUAUAUACCUUGCAGGUCAUUAUUUCUAUUCAAAAAGAAUGUAUCAGAGCACUUGAACUUAAGACAGGGACUUUGUAUGUUAUGAUCAAUUCCACAGGAUGUGAUCCCUUCAGCAAUACUAGAAGGAAACUUGUCUUUGAAAUAAAAUCAAUUUGCUUUGGAAAUAAAAAAA
Messenger RNA from Pelobates cultripes (western spadefoot toad), 65891 nucleotides. NCBI's taxonomy places the organism in Eukaryota, Metazoa, Chordata, Amphibia, Anura, Pelobatidae. The record is from the annotation of a GenBank genome assembly.